Molecule: messenger RNA, 69460 nt
Organism: Pelobates cultripes (western spadefoot toad)
Lineage: Eukaryota; Metazoa; Chordata; Amphibia; Anura; Pelobatidae
Source: the annotation of a GenBank genome assembly
AGUAAACAUUGUAGUGAUGGGGGUAGAGGAUAACAUCGUGCUUGUCUGCUUCUCAUUUGGAAAUGUCGGCUAUCUAUUGACACUAUAGUGUAAUGAAAACGUGAGACAGACAGCAUGAGAAUCCGUAUUAAUAAGAGUCGUAAUGAAGGUAAUCAUGUUCAUAUUAAUAUAAACGUUAACGUUGCAGAGUAUUAUUAUUUUUACCAGCAUGUUGUAAUGAGAGGUGGCUGUAGAAUAGACUAUCACUGUGUGAGAUUAUUAUUAUUAUUUGUAAAAAUCAGUACGUCUUAUUUCAUAAAGAGGCUGCUUACAUGAAGGGACACUGUAGGCACUCAGGCCACUUCAGCUCAUUAAAGUGGUCUGGGUGCAGUGUCCCAGGUCCCUUAAUCUUGCAAAGGUAAUUAAUUGCAAUAGUUUAGCUUUAAUGGGGUAACUCCACCUCUAGUGGCUGUCUACUAGACAGCCGCUAUGGGACCUCUUGGUCAUUUGGCAUCUUUUGGUUGCCUAGCUGAUGCUGGACGUCCUCACGCUAUGCAUAUUAAGACGUUCAGUGUUACCUGACUCCUCAUAGGAAACAUUGUAUGAUAGAAAUCCCAGCGCUUUGGCGGCCCGCUGGCAUCUAAUUUACCUGCCGACGCGAUCCUAUUCGGGGGAGAGGGGAUGCCUGACAGUCCAAGCAGUCUCCCUGCUGCAAGUCUGGGCCAUGUGAUCACGAUGAUCACAUGGCUGGAAUAGCAGACUAAUGUACUGCCUGGGCUGACCCCCAAGUGAGAAAUCAAACAAUUAAAACAAAACGUAUUUAAUAUAAAAAAAUCUAAUCUAUAUAUUUCAUGAUCUUAAAGCCCGAGGCAUACAAUAAGGCUUAUGUUAUACCAGUAGUAGCAAGUCAGUUGUGGUGUGCCGAAACCGACAAAUGGGAAAGGCCUGAAAAAGAGGGCCCACUUAUUAACGGAAUUUAAAAAGGGAGGGGUGGAUGGGUUUCCAAAACGUAGGCAGAACUUCAGGAGGAAGCUGGGAGAAUGGGGUAGAAAUGGACGGCAACAAACCACUCCCACAACUCCAAGCAUAUUGCUUUCACACUUGUAGUCAGGGUCAAAAGGCAUGUGUGAAAACCAACAAAUGGGGUAGAUAUGAAAAAGAGGGAAAAAAAUAUUAAAACAAACUAAACUCCUAACCGCAUAAUUAACAGAGUCCUCAAUUGAUUAAGUGUUUAGAUUAAUACAGCAGUACUACAUACCACCAAUUUUCCAGUCAGGUAGGAUGAAAGCAUUACAGACUUGAAGAUGUCGCUAAAUAUAAAAUUAGUAAAAUUAUACUGUAACAUAAAGUUAUGCUAACUGUAAUACAAAUAUAUUGGUUGUGCUCUGUACUAGUCUCGGUACAUGUGCCAAAAUUGUGCCUAGGGCAGCACAAAACCAGGAUACACCACUGCCCUCUGCCAUUCCUUUAGUAAUAGCAGCAUUUACAUGCAUACCUGAAACAGAAAAAUUGUUAGUGGGAGCAACUGUUUAACACCCCCAGUAACUUGCUGACCUAUAUUAUGCCAAGUAGAGAAACAAGCUAAAUUGGUGACUUGGUAACAUAACGGAUUGUCAAGUUGCAAUCAGAGGCUCUAACUGUGAUUUGGCAUGAUGGGUAGGUUUGCCACCGAACAUUGUGGCACGUUAUUGGCCUGUCCGUGAAGAUUAAAUAGAUUUGUUGGCUAUGACAGGUGAGGCCCUAACUGCUUUGCCACAAGGGCAGAGAUGAAUAACUAUGAUUUGGCCCAAGGGGUGAAAUAUCUCCCUGGUUGAGGAUGGGAGUAGGCCUCGCGGUACAGCUAUUUAAUGGUACAAGAAGCCAACAACUACCUAUGGCCACCUAGGGUACCAGCCAGACCAACUAAAGGUAAUGUUCUGUAGAGAAGUUGGUUGUUAUAAGGAGGGAGAUAGUGUCGUAAAGUAAGUCAAUUGCAUGACUUGAAAGACAUAAAAGCGUAACAAUGGCAGAAUAAAUGAAAGCUCGAAUUCUAGAAGCGCAUAGCAAGAAAUAAGAGAAUAAAAGUGGAAUGCCAAAAAGUGUACAGUGGUUCAAUCUAACCCAAAUCACAAAGUGACACUAGAGAACAUGUUAAUAACAGAAAAAGGAUACUAUCACUGUGAAAAUGCAGCAGAGUAAUUACAGCUAAGGUAGAUAAAUAAAGAACCACGAUCUCAGAACACGAAUACCUCUAGUGAUAUCUUUACCAAUCAACUGAAGGAAAUCAAGCAGUAUAAUAAAUGACCAGGUUGACCAAGUGUGCUAAAAGAGCCCCAGAUAAUCAAAGGCUGGUAUACAGCUUACCUGGUGAGACUUGAUUUACCGAUAUGUUUGUGAUGUAUAUAGAUAAGCAAGACAGGCCAUAAAGGAGGUGGCCAGAAAAAUUAACAAAAACGUCCCCCGAAGGAUAUCAAGAGGUGAGGUGCAUAACUUACAAGAUUGUUGAGUUGUGGAAAAACGGCCUCAAGUCUGGAGCAAGUAGGCAUUGCGACAGAAAGACAUAGUAAAAAAAUAAUAGCGAGGACAUAAGUAAACAGUGUGUGUAUACAUACAUAUACCUACCCCACAUAUAUAAAUUUGUGGGCUUACCUACCGAGAUAUUGUGCGAGGUUGGAUGAAAUGAUAGCAAUGGAAGCUGUACUAGGUUGUUGUAAUGGUAUCGACACCUAUAUUAUAUAUGAGCAAGGUUAAAUAAGAAUAUAUAUAUCAAUAAUUAAAUACUGUGAGGAGAAAUAUCAGGGCUCGACAAAUCCCAGGCACCAGGGCGCCACAGCGACUAGAAAUUUCGCCCUGGCGUUUGGGAUUUGCCAGCUCUCUAGUUAGUGUGGCUGCCGAGGGAGCUAUGACGGCGGCCAUCGCUGAGAAUAUUGGGGGCGGCCCUCCGGGGCAGCUUGGAGGCGGCCGGCACUGGCAUCAUUACAGAGCGCGAGGGAGCAGAGAGGAGCUACAGGCACUGGCACUGGCAUCAUUACAGAGUACUGCUCCUUCGCACACAGGAAGAGAGCAGCUCCACUGGACCCCAGGAAAGACUCAUUCAUCUCUCCCAAAGGUAGGAAGGCUGAUUGGGUUUCAAUUAAAACAAAAAUAUAAGUGUGUGUGAGCCUGUCAGAAUGAGUGUGUGUGUGUGCCUGUCAGAGUGUGUGUGUAUUUGUGAGAGAGCCUGUCAGAGUGUGCGUGUAAGCCUGUCAGUGUGUGUGAGCCUGUUAGUGUGUGUGUGUGAGCGUGAGCGAGCCUGUAAGAGUGUGUGUGAGCCUGUCAGUGUGAGUGAGCCUGUAAGAGUGUAUGUGUGUGUGUGUGUGUGUGCACGAGAGCCUGUCAAGAGAGUGUGUGUAAACACCUGUCAAGAGUGUGUGCGAGCCUUUCAAAGUGUGUGCGUGCAAGCCUGUUGUGAGUGUGUAUGUGUGCCUAUGAGUGUGUGUGUGCGCCUGUCCGUGUGUGUGUGCGCGCGUCUAGGUACUUGCCCCAUCCAAUCGCAUGAGGAAGGUGUUUUUCCUUACAUUUUUUCUCAUUUUCCAACGCCGUGCCAGUUUUGCCAUGGCAGAGGUUAUCAAUCAUUAUGAUCUCAGCUAAGCCAAUGCUUUUUCGUAAGGAAAGCAUUGGGAGGAUUUUGUGCAUGCGCAGCUAAUGUACCAAUCCGCAUCUCCUCAUAGAGAUGCAUUAAAUUAAUGAAUCUCUAUCAGGAUCAUUCAGUGCCUCCAUGCAGAGCUUGGAGACACUGAACUUGGGUGCUGCACGUGGUGCAGCAGUGACCCAGGACUCUCUAGUGGCCGUCUGAGUGACUGUCACUAGAGGUGUUACUAAGCAGAAAUGUAAACUCUACCUUUUCACAGAAAAGUCGAUGUUUACACGGAAACGCCCGUAGGGACAGGCUUUAGACACCAGAACAACUACAUCAAGCUGUAGUGGUUCUGGUGACUAUUGUGUCCCUUUAAGAAUUGAAUUUUCCCAUUGAAAAUGACUGGCUCCUAAGUUUUUUAGUUGACUCUUAGAUUCCAAACAAAUUUGACAGGCUCGCACACACUCUAACAUGACAACAGGCUUGUACGCACACACUCUGACAGACUCGCACACACAAACUGACAGGCACUCACACACUCUUGACAGGCUCACGCACACACAUACACAUACAGACACCCUGACAUUCUCUCUCACACACACUGACAGGCUCACACACACACUCUUGACAGGCUCUCUCAGACAAAUACACUGACACGCUCACACACUCAAUCUGACAGGCUCACACACACUUACAUUUUUGUUUUAAUUAAAACCCACUCAGCCUCACUACCGUUGGGUUCGCAUAGAACCGAACGCUAGCUCCCUGUCAGCCGUUCACAUGAACCAAAACCGCAACUACACUUCAGGGGGACUUAGCCGCAAAUGCCCUGGAACUAUUUUCGGCAUAAAGACUUUGCGGUUCCCGGUCGGUCCCCAGCGGCAUGUAGCUGCGAUUUUAUGGAACUAUUUUUGGCAUGAAGACUUUGCGGUUCCGGUUUGGUCCCCAGUGGCAAUUAGCCGCGAUUCUAUGGAAUUAUUUUAGGCAUAGGACCAUGCGUGCUGUCAGUCAAAUUAUGGCUUCCGGGAAAAUCCUGAACCCCUGAACCGAUCUGGGUGAUAUUUGGAUAUGUUGGUGACCCAGAUAAGGACUAUCAGGGGAUGUAACAUUUAGGCGGUUUUAUGUAUUUUUAAGGUACCUUUGGGGUGUUUGGGAAAAGUGUGUUUUUUGUGCCUGGAGAUAAAUGAGUUUAAUACAGUGCUUGACUCCAUUAUCUCCCAGGAACAGGGGACGGAUUAUCUUGUUUUAUGUGGGAGUGUCCUGGACCUGAGAGCCAAUGUAAUUGUGUGCAUGUUUUACUGUAGUCUACUCUCAGGUCCAAGGGGGAGAGCCCCUUGCAUGGGGACCUGCAUAUAAGGCCAGUUGUGACUGCCAAUAAACGAGUUUCAGUUUACCCCCAACACAGAGCCUUGUCUCGUGAUUGUAGGGGAAGGCUAUACCAGCUAUAAUCCCUGCUCCUUUGGAUUGCUAUAAUCACUAGUUCUUGUUAGAGCUACACUGCUAUACCUGCUAUACUCUCUUGGAGGAGAGGUCUUCUUACUGGGACCUGGAUCCAGGAGUUUGGUCCAGGGAAGGAAGGGAUGGCGAGACCCCAGCCAAGCUGCGGCAGCUAAGGGGCUACAGUGCUUAUGGUGUCCGGUGCUUAUGGUACUCGGCGACAGCUAGAAAGCAUUGAUUGGCGGAGGUACCCAGUCGGGGUGCCUGGCGGUCCAUCACACAAAUGUAAUGCCAUGAGGGGGUAUGUUAUGCCAGCUGACUGGUCUCAAAGGCAACAUAUGCCCAACACACCAGUCUGACAAAUUUCAAUGUGUAUAAACUGAAAAGGGGGGAAGUAUUUGAGCAUGUAACUUUCCAAAACUCCAUUAAACUUGUACAUGGUGGAUACUGUUGUACUUGUGAGACAUUGUUGAACACAAAUACGUGCAUUUUAUUGCAGUAAAAGCUAAUACUAUUAUGACAUUCACAGUUAAAGUACAGAACUUCAAAAAUAAAAAUGUCUUAAUUUCUCAAAUGUUUUAGAUUUUGUUCAUAUUACAUUACUGUAUAUACUCAAGUAUAAGCCGAGUUUUUCGGCUUAUACUCGAGUCAGUGUCUGUAUUAUGGCAACUUACAUUGCCAAAAUACAGACCAGGACCGCCUGACCACCAGGGAAUGUUACAGACCCCCUCCCUGGCCAGGUAUUAAGCAUGGAGGGGGACAAAAAAAAAUAAUAAUUUCAUUUUAUAAUAUUAAAAUAAAAAAUAAAAUAAUAAUAUUAAAAAAUAUAAAAAAAUAAUAUUAAAAUAAAAAAUAAUAAAAAUGCCCCACCCAGUUUACACACACUACACAAACACACACACACUCUGCAUUCACACAAACAGACACUCUGCAUUAUAUACACACAAAGUGUAUAUAAUGCAGAGUGUGUGUGUAUAUAAUGCACACACUCUGCAUUAUAUACACACACUCUCUGCAUUAGAUACACACACACACACUCACUCUGCAUUAUAUACACUCACACUCAUACAAACACACACUCUGCAUUAUAUACACACUCACUGCAUUCAUACAAACACACACUGCAUUAUAUACACACACGAAUUCUGCAUUCAUUAUACACACACUACACACAAACACACACACUGCGUUCAUUAUAUACACACAAACACACACACUCUGCAUUCAUUAUACACACUGUAAAUAAAUAUUCAUUAAUGUAAUUUUAUUGGGAUCUAAUUUUAUUUAGAAAUUUACCAGUAGCUGCUGCAUUUCCCACCCUAGGCUUAUACAGUUUUUUGUGGUAAAAUUAGGGGCCUUAGCUUAUAUUCGGGUCGACUUAUACUGGAGUAUAAACGGUAUGUUUCAAGUCUAAAUAUUUGGUGUGAAGUAAAAGCCUUGUUUCUCUUGAACAAAAUUAUGUCUAAGUGUGGAUAAAUUAUGCUUGAACAGACAUAGUCAAUUUCCAGGUUUUGUUUACAUUUUGUUUUGAUCAACCUGUACAAUUGCCUCCGUCCUUAAGGGAUUAACCCCUUAAGGACCGAGGACGGUUCAGGACCGUCAUCGGCAUUUUUGCGUUGCCGACCGAUGACGGUCCUGAACCGUCCUAACGGUCAGAGCUACUUACCUGAUCGCCGUCGUUCCCCCGGCGGCGAUCAGCGUGGCUCCGGUUGUGGGGAGACUGCCUGCAGCCCAGACAGUCUCCCCACACAGAUUAGGACCCCUGUGGCCAUGUGAUCGCUUAACACAGCGAUCACAUGGUCACAAUAGGUGUCCAUGUGUCUGCCUGCAGGGGGACUGCCUGUGCUGACAGGCAGUCUCCCUGCUAGUGUAAAAUCAGAAAAAAAAUAAAGUUAAUGUUAAUAAAAAAAAUAAUAAUAAUUAUAUAUGUGUAUAUAUGAUAUAUAGACAUAUUAUAUCUAUAUAAUAUAUGUCUAUAUAUCAUAUAUAUAUAAUGUCAUACUAAGUGUAUUUUUAUAUUAAUAUGUACUUAUAUUAAUAUAAAAAUACACUUAUAAUUAAAUUACACACGUAUAUAUAUAAUAUAUAUAAUAACUAUAUAUAUUGUAUAUAUAUAUUAUUAUAAAAUAUAAAUAAUAAGUAAUUUAAAUUAAAUAAAAAAUUUUUUAAAUAAUAAUAAAAAUUUAAAAAAAAUUAUAUAGCUAUAUGAAAUUUUAUUCUAACUGUAUUUUAAAAUUAAUAUAUAUAUAUUUAUAUCAAAAUACACUUAGAAUGAAUUUGUAUAUAUAUCUAUGUAUAUAAAAAUAAUAAGAAAUAUACAUAUGUCCAUAUACAAAAUUACAUAAAUAAUUAUAUAAAUAUACACGUAGACUUCAGAUAUAUAAAUAUGCAUAUAUAUUUAAAUUCUACGUGCGUAUUUAUGUAAUAUUUUACAUAAUUCAGUAAUUUUAUUGAUUGCAAUUUAAGGGACCUGCCUGCCAACCCAGGCCGAAAUUCCAGAGAAUUUAAUUUGCUAGCACUGUAUUUUACCCUGUAACGUUCUACAACACCCUAAAACCUAUACAUGGGGGGUACUGUUUUACUCGGGAGACUUCGCUGAACACAAAUAUUAGUGAUUCAAAACAGUAAAACAUAUCACAGCGAUGAUAUUGUCAGUGAAAGUGACUUUUUUUGCAUUUUCACACACAAACAGCACUUUUACUGAUGAUAUAAUUGUUGUGAUACGUUUUCCAGUUUUUAAACACUAAUAUAUGUGUUCAGCGAUGUCUCCCGAGUAAAACAGUACCCCCCAUGUACAGGUUUUAUAGCAUUUGUGAAAGUUACAAGGUCAAAUACAUGGGUCAAAUAUUUUUACAUUGAAAAUGGCCAGGUUGGUUACGUUGCCUUUGAGAGCGUAUGGUAGCCCAGGAAUGAGAAUUACCCCCAUGAUAGCAUACCAUUUGCAAAAGAAGACAACCCAAGGUAUUGCAAAUGGGGUAUGUCCAGUCUUUUUAGUAACCACUUGGUCACAAACACUGGCCAAAAUUAGCGUUCAAUUUAGUUUUUUUACUUUUUUCACACACAAACAAAUAUGAAUGCUUACUUUGGCCAGUGUUUUCGACUAAGUGGCUACUAAAAAAGACUGGACAUACCCAUAUUGAAUACCCUGGGUUGUCUACUUUAAAAAAAAUAUGUACAUGUGGGGUGUUAUUCAGAGAUUUAUGACAGAUAAUAGUGUUACAAUGUCACUAUUGAUAAAUUUUUAAAAUGUAUGUUUUGAAACCGCAAUAUCCUACUUGUACCUAUAGCCCUAUAACAUGCAAAAAAAAGCAAAAAAGCACGUAAACACUGGGUAUUUUUAAACUCAGGACAAAAUUUUGAAUCUAUUUAGCAGUUUUUUUCAUUAGCUUUUGUAGAUGAGUAAAAGAUUUUUCAAGUAAAAGUCAAAAAACAUGUAUUUUUUCAAUUUUUCAUCAUAUUUUUUUAUUUUUUUUAAAUUAAAAUACAUGAGAUUAUAUAAAUAAUGGUAUGUAAAGAAAGCCCCUUUUGUCCUGAAAAAAACAAUAUAUAAUUUGUAUGGGAACAGUAAAUGAGAAAGUGGAAAAUUACAGCCAAACACAAACACCACAAAAGUGUAAAAAUAUGCCUGGUCGCAAAUGUACAACAUCGCAAAAACAGUCCAGUCCUUAAGGGGUUAAAGUAACACUAUAGUGUUAGGAAAACAAAGAUGUAUUUACAAUGAAAGGGUUAAAUAAUUAUUUCAACACUUGCCCGAUUCCAGCUACAAAGUCACUCAGUGCUAGCUUCGCCUCCUCUGAUGUCAUCACAAGGGAAACCUAAUGCGCAUGCGCCACAUGCAUUAGGCCAUCCCCAUAGCAAAGCAUUGACUCAAUGCUUUCCUAUAGGGAAUUUGAAGAUUCUGAAUGUUCUCAUUGUGACAAACUCCCUUGUCCAAGUGAGGAACCUGGAGGAGCCUGCUUGCCAGCCUCCUGCCCACAGACCUUAAUAAAUGUGAUAUAAAAGUCUCCAUUAUUGCAAUUGGGAUUAUGUGGUUCGGUUACCAAACAACCGCACAAACCAGAGACCACCCUGGAGCUUGUUAACACCUAUUAACAACUUGGAACGUUUCUCACCGCAGUGUUCUAAUUGUUCAUCUGGGUGGCCCCAAUUCCUAUGGUAAAACCAUGAGGUGGCAGCCAUCUUGUUCGCAUGAACGCAGGCGGCGGUAUUUGGGCAUGAAUCUCAUGGAACUAAAAUCGGACACAGAAACUCCCGAACACCGCUGGACUUUCAUCAUCGCCUGCGUUCAGUUCUAUACAACUUAGAAGGGCACUGUUUGGUGAAAUCAUUCGUCUGGAUGUGGCGAACAAGAUCCAAGGCAAGACUAUUGACUCUGUUCGGUAGUUUGUUUAUUUUCAAACUACCGAACUACACCGACCACAAGCCCUGAUUCUCUGGAACUGUUUUGGGCAUGGGGCCAUGCCUACCCCUGAACUGAUCUGGGUGAUUUUUGGAUAUGUUGGUCACCCAGAUCAGGACUAUCAGGAUGUAACUUUAUGGGGUUUUAUGUAUUUUUAAGGUACUUUUGGGGUGUGAAGGCAUAGACUCCACAAGACCUCUCAGCGUGUCCUGUGGUACCAACAACCAAGACAUUAGUAGCAGAUCCUUUAAGUCCUGCAAGUUGCGAACUGGGGCCUCCAUGUAUCAGAUUUGUUGUUCCAGCACACCCCAUAGAUGCUUAAUUGGAUUGAGAUCUGGGGAAUUUGGAGGCCAUGGUAACACCUGGAACUCUGUCAUUUUUCUCAAGUCAUUCCUGAACAAGUUUUGCAGAGUGGCAGGGUGCAUUAUUCUGCUGAAAAAGGCUAAUAUCACCAGGGAACACCCUUGCAAUGAAGGGGUUUACAUGGUGUUCAACAAUCUCUAGGUAGGUGAUACAUAUCAAAAUAACAUGCACAUGAAUGUCAAGUCCCAAUGUUUCCCAGCAGGACUUUGCCCACAGCUUAACACUGCCUCCACUGGCCUUCCUUCUUCCCAUGGUGCAUCCUGCUGUCAUCUCUUCCCCAUGUAAAUGAUUCACAUGCACCUGGCCAUCCACCUGAUCUAAAAUCAAAAGUGAUUCAUCAGAUCAGGCAACCUUGUUCCAUUGCCCAUGAUUAAGUAUUGAUGCCCAUGUCUUCAUUGAAGUCGCUUUCGGCGGUAGACAGGAGUUAUCAUGGGCACUCUGACUGAAGUAUAGACACGUAUAGCAUAUCAGCAGAGGGAUUUCCCAGCUAACACAGUUCAGGGUGCUCUGUAAUACGCUCUGUACUGUGUAGGGAUGUGCAUGGGCAAAAAAUUUGGUUUUGUUCGGCACUUCUGAACUUUGGGAAUUUGGCACUUCGGUUCGGCAAUCCGAAAUUCGGGACUUUGGAACUUCGGCAAUUCCUUAACCCUUCCCCUAAACUUACACCCAACCCCUAAACUAACCCUACUCCUAACACCAACCCUACUCCUAACCCUAGUAGGGGUAGGGUUAGGGUUAGAUUCCUGUCAUCAUUCCCUUAAUUUUCCCUCCCUCUACUGUUUUGCCACUUUUCAGAAAUCCAAAGCACUUCAGGACUUCCGAAAUUCAGCAGUUCGGUUCAGCACUUCAAAAUUCGACAAUUCGGAAGCAUCAGAAUGUCCAAAUUGCCCGAAAUUAGUCCGAAUUUAAAUUCGGACCGUAACGAAUUGCACAUGUCUAGUACUGUGUGAUUGCAGUAUGAGAGGGAGAUUUCUCUCUUUCUGCAGUUCCUACACACUGUUCCUACCGAUCAAUGAUCAAUUCUGGGCAGAAGGCUCAGCCCAGCGUCUAUCACUACCUGUAGGUUGACCUAACGGGUCUUUUCAGAGAUAAUCACUGCAGCUGAAUGUUGAUUUAAAGGAUAUAAAGUAUAAGGAAGCGGUGUAGGGAUAAAGUGCUUAAAUAGUGCAGGCUAGCCACUCCAAAUAAGGGAUCACUCCCAAUCCCAAAAGAUACACAAAUGCAAAAAAGGGUAUAGUUCCCAAAACAUAUACCAGAUGGGGGCGCUAUAAUAACAAAACGUGUAUAUAGUUACUGUAGCGGAUGGCACCAGGCGACCAUACAAAAAUACUGUAUAAAGCUGCAUCCGUGUAUCUGUUGUAUUUUCUGUGUAUUAAAAAGAAUUGUAUUUCUCUGAUUGUUCGGUAGUUUCAUUCCCUUAGUUUAUUCGAAUGAAACUACCGAACAACCAGACCUCCCCUGUGUGAAGUGUGUCCUCAAUUACCCGUUGCAACAUUGUUGCGAACGGGUAAUUGAACAGUAAGUAGCCGUCCUUUGUUCUCGGGGGUGGCCGCCAUUCGACAAACGAACACGUGGCGGCGACCAUUUUAAAACUCCCGAACAGCGGUGUUUUGCCUUCGAGUGUCUGGAACUAAAAUCGGACAAUCGAGUAGGCGAACACCGCUGAGACCUCCACAGCCCUUGUCCGUUCGGUUCCAUAGAGAAUACCGAACGAGGGGAUUCAGGCGAACCCUCCCUAGCCUCUAUAGCUAGAGGUUUUCGUGUAUUUUAUUCCCUUAUGCCAGGACCGACCGCAGGGCCCAUUCACAUGGAACCGAAUUCGGCUAUCUCAGUUCGUGCGGUCGGUCAUUUUAUUCCCUCCAUACUUUUUCCGAACCCCUGGUCUGAUCUGGGUGAUUUUUGGAUAUGCUGUUCACCCAGAUCAGGGCUACCAGGGGAUGUAUGAUUUAAAGAGGUACCCCUACGUUUAGGGGUACAUCCAGAAAUGGGGGGAAUUGGUGUGCUGGAUAAGGGGAUUAUGAUGCUGGCUGAGGGGAGGAGAUGUGUGGGAGGUUACCAGGACAGAAUUGGCUACUGUAAUAAUUACUGUAAGUCCCUCCCUUGCAUGGGAGCAUGCUUUAUAAGGAGACUGUGAUUAAAGGCUUGUCAGUUAUGCUCCUGAAACUGUGUGUCGUCCAGUUAUUGGGAUUGCUGUUGGGAUAUUGCUGUAUUUUACCUGCUGGAAACCCUGCCUUUGGAUGUACUAUUUACUUGUUCCUGAGUCUCACUUGGAUUAUAAGCGGAGAUAACCUGGGUAAUAUUGCAUCUCCGCUACAUUGGUUGGCAGCGCUGGGAUCCAGACUCACAGAAGAACAAGCCUAAAUGGAGUACGGAUGGAGAUUGAUUUUGCCACACUAAAACGCUCCACGCUAAAAGACCUUCUGGAGGCAAGGGGUAUCCAAGCCAGCAAUAAGACUAAAGCGGCACUUAUCACUGAACUGAUGGCGGAGUACCGAAUGGAAGGCGAUUCGGUUCCCGAACAAGGGAAUUCGGGAGAAACACCGGAACAAAGGGAGUUCCAGAGGCAGGUACAAUUUCGGCUGUCUUUCUAUGGGGAACACCCUCCAACAGAGAUUGUUUCCAAAACGAUAACGGAGGUCCAGGAAUUUAUACUGAGGAGUCAAACAGCGGCACCAGAACGCAGCUCUGCAGUAAAUAUGCCACAUGAAGGUAAGCCGAAAAUACCGUACCAGGCUUUUAAAACAUAUGUGGAGGCAGAGGAAGAUAUAGACGCUUUCCUGCAAGAUUUCGAGAGACUGUGUGCACUGCAUAGAAUCAGCGCAGAGGACUGGGUACCUAUUUUGGCAGGGAGGUUAACUGGGAGGGCAGCUGAGGCAUACCGUACUGUACCUAAUGAAGAAAUAAGGAAUUACAAUAAAGUGAAAGAAAUUAUAUUGGCCAGGUAUGCUAUAACACCAGAAGCAUGCCGGCGGAGAUUCAGGGAUUUAAAGAAGGUGGAGAAAGACUCACAUGCUGAGUGGGCAUGCAGACUACAAAGAGCAGUCUUGGGGUGGGUGCAAGCGAGCAAGGCACGGUCUAUGGAGGAUGUAUUGCAAAUGGUACUGAUGGAGCAAUUUUAUGAAGGAGUAACCAGUGAGGUACAGGAGUGGGUAAGAGACAGAAACCCUACCUCCCUUACCGAAGCAGCCAGGAAGGCAGACGAGUACCUGGAUGCACGCAGGCAGCAAAAACCUGCAGCUCCAAAAGUACCUUUUAAAACCUUUGGGGGAAAUAACUACACGCCAGCUCUACCAAGGUCACUGCCACCACCACCACCCCCCGCUACACAGCCACGUUUCCGCCAGCCCACGUCGGGCCCUUGCCACCACUGCCAGAAGUGGGGACAUUAUAAAAGGGAAUGCCCCCAGCUGCGGGACCGUUCCACCUGGAUCCGACCCGGUCCACCACCACCACCGAGAGCCGCCCAGCCCAUCACUACCAGGACAUCGUGGCCACACCGUAUGGUUCAGCAGUUCCCAUCACAACAGUAGAGCAGUGGGAGGUACUGCACGAGGCAGAUCCCGUCCAGGCUAACACAGACAACCGCCAGCAUCACAGGCAGACCGUGUAUCUGGAGGGUAAAGCGGUUCAGGGGCUACGUGACUCAGGAGCCACCAUCACCCUGGUAAAAAGUCACCUGGUCUCAGACCAAGCUAAACUUAGUAAGACUGUGGCCGUCAGGGUAGCCGGGGGAGCAGUAUAACGGCUACCCACAGCAAGGGUACAUUUGCAUUGGGGAGCGGGGGCAGGGCAUGUGGAGGUGGGGUUGAUGCCGCAGUUACCGGCGGAGGUUUUAUUGGGGAGCGAUCUGGGGAGGCUCACAUCUGCUUUUGAGCCCCAGACACCCACCACAGGAGAAGCUCACCCUGUGGUCACUCGACAACAGGCCCGCACCCAGGACUACAACACACUCCCGGAGGUUCAGGUAAGAGAUCCUUCCCCUUCCCCUGACUGUGUCCCCUGGGCCCCUCCUAACGAAUUUGCAGCUGAGGUAGUGACUGAACCCACCUUGCAGGUGUAUAGGGACAAGGUGACAGCAGACACGCCUGGGGAGGAGGGCGAAAGGUUUAUUUGGGACAACCAGCUGUUAUAUCGGGAGACGGAUAAGCAGGUAUCCGGGUCAGACCCGAUUGUGAUGAGGCAGUUAGUGGUACCUCAGCGGUACCGGGCGGAGUUACUACGGAUAGCUCACGACAUUCCGCUAUCUGGACAUUUAGGGGUCAGCAGGACCCGAUACAGGUUAACCCAAAGUUUCUUUUGGCCGGGAAUUAGCCAGGAGGUGCGCAGGUAUUGCAACACGUGCGAUACCUGUCAAAGAGUGGGGAAAAGGGGGGACCGGCGCAAGGCCAAGUUACAUCCCCUCCCCAUAAUCGAGGAACCCUUUAGCAGGGUAGCAGUUGACCUAAUAGGACCCCUCAACAAAGCAAGCCCGUCAGGUAAAAGAUUUAUCCUGACAGUAGUAGAUUAUGCCACUAGAUAUCCAGAGGCGAUGGCCCUGACGAAUAUACAGGCUGAGACAGUAGCCGAAGCCCUGAUGAAGAUAUUCUCCCAGGUGGGACUCCCCAGGGAGAUUGUCUCCGAUCAGGGCACCCAGUUCACCGCCGAAGUCACGCAGCGCCUCUGGAAGUUUUGUGACAUUAAGCCGGUCAUUAGUUCCCCUUACCACCCCCAGAUGAAUGGGCUCUGCGAACGUUUCAACGGUACAUUGAAACAAAUGCUCCGAACCUUCGCAGAGACCCACAAGGACUGGGAGAAGUUCCUGCCGCACCUCCUCUUUGCUUACUGGGAGGUGCCGCAGGAAUCCACUGGGUUCUCCCCAUUUGAACUAUUGUUUGGCCGCAGGGUACGAGGGCCUUUAGAUUUGAUCAGAGAGCAUUGGGAGGGAGAACGGAGCACUGACGGUACCCCCAUCAUACCCUAUGUGUUGGCAUUCCGAGACCGCCUUGAGGCCUUAACUCAGACGGUACGCGAAAAUUUGCAGGCGGCUCAGACACGCCAGCGCACAUGGUAUGAUCGGGGCACCAGGGACCGUAGCUUUCAGGUCGGGCAGAAGGUGUUAAUCUUAAAACCUGUCCGACACGAUAAGCUGCAGGCCGCCUGGCAGGGCCCUUAUAAGGUGGUGGAACAACGGUGUGACACCACUUAUAUAAUCGGCUCGUGCGUUGGUACUGGGGGGCGGCGCAUGCUCCAUGUGAACAUGAUGAAGCCCUACCAGGAGCGCUCGGAGGAAGUGACCGCUAUAUGUGCGCCUAACUCCGAGGAGUUUGACAGUUUACCUCUCCCGGAUCUGCUGGGAGAGGGUCAGUUAUCCGGGGACUUAGGGGAGGUCACCCUGGGGGAUCGGUUGAGUCCACAGGAGCGGAGCGAGGUACAACAGCUGUUGAGGGAGAAGCAGGAUAUCUUCUCUAAUGUACCUGGUUACACUCCUUUGGCCACUCACCGAGUAGACACCCCAGGGCAACUUCCCAUGCGUCAGACCCCGUACCGCAUCCCAGAAGUGGUACGGGCGAACAUGCGCAAGGAGAUAGAUGAGAUGCUCCAGCUGGGGGUGAUUGAGCCCUCUGACAGCCCCUGGGCAUCUCCGGUAGUACUAGUACCAAAGCGGGACGGCACGACCCGGUUUUGUGUAGACUACCGGAGAUUAAAUGAGAAGACGUAUCGGACGCCUAUCCUAUGCCCAGGAUAGACGAACUCCUGGAUCGGAUGGCGAGGGGGCACUAUCUCACCACGAUUGACUUGUGUAAAGGGUAUUGGCAAAUACCCUUGGCACAAGACGCCAUCCCUAAGUCGGCCUUUGUCACCCCAUUCGGCUUGUGCCAAUUUAAGGUCAUGCCGUUUGGGAUGAAAAACGCCCCGGCUACUUUUCAGCGGAUGGUGGACCGCCUCCUAGAUGGGUUCCAGGAUUAUACCUGCGCAUACCUCGACGAUAUUGCCAUCUUCAGCAAUACCUGGCAGGAACACCUGACCCAUAUAGGAGCGGUCCUAGACAGGAUUAGGGCCGCUGGUUUAACGCUGAAACCAGCCAAAUGCAGCAUAGGGAUGGCUGAAGUACAGUACCUAGGUCAUCGGGUAGGAUGUGGCAAGCAAAAACCGGAACCAGCCAAAGUAGAGGCUGUAGCUCAAUGGCCCACCCCUAGGACUAAGACCCAGGUGUUAGCGUUCUUAGGAACGGCCGGAUACUACCGGAAAUUUGUCCCGAAUUACAGUGCCCUGGCCAAACCUCUCACCGACUUGACCCGUAAGAACCUACCCCGCCAAGUAACCUGGACCCCGGAGUGUGAACAGGCAUUUCAGUUGUUAAAAGAUGCAUUGACAAAUGCCCCUGUCUUGGCCGCUCCCAAUCCAACUAAGCGUUUUCUUGUCCACACAGACGCUUCUAUGUUUGGAUUGGGAGCAGUAUUAAGCCAAGUCGGGGCCGAUGGCGGAGAACAUCCCGUGGCUUACAUCAGCCGGAAACUGUUACCUCAAGAAGUAAGCUACGCCGCCAUCGAGAAAGAAUGCCUGGCUGUGGUGUGGGCCCUGAAGAAAUUACAGCCAUAUUUGUACGGACAAGCUUUUUCCCUGCUCACGGAUCACAACCCGUUAGUAUGGCUAAACCGGGUGGCUGGGGACAAUGCCCGGCUACUGCGCUGGAGUCUGGCGCUGCAGCCCUUUGACUUUAAUAUCCAGUACCGCCCGGGUAAACAGAAUGGAAAUGCUGAUGGGUUGUCCGACAAACUGACCUAGAGAAAUGAUCCGUGAGCCUCCCCGGACAUCCCCAAGCCGAUCCGUGUUGGAUCAGACUGUGUAUGCCGGCUUGUGGGCAAGGGGGAGCAGUGUAGCGGAUGGCACCAGGCGACCAUACAAAAAUACUGUAUAAAGCUGCAUCCGUGUAUCUGCUGUAUUUUCUGUGUAUUAAAAAGAAUUGUAUUUCUCUGAUUGUUUGGUAGUUUCAUUCCCUUAGUUUAUUUGAAUGAAACUACCGAACAACCAGACCUCCCCUGUGUGAAGUGUGUCCUCAAUUACCCGUUGCAACAUUGUUGCGAACGGGUAAUUGAACAGUAAGUAGCCGUCCUUUGUUCUCGGGGGUGGCCGCCAUUCGACAAACGAACACGUGGCGGCGGCCAUUUUAAAACUCCCGAACAGCAGUGUCUGGAACUAAAAUCGGACACUCGAGUAGGCGAACACCGCUGAGACCUCCACAGCCCUGGUCCGUUCGGUUCCAAACUACCGAACGGCCCCUCGUUCGGUAGAUAGAGAAUACCGAACGAGGGGAUUCAGGCGAACCCUCCCUAGCCUCUAUAGCUAGAGGCUUUCGUGUAUUUUAUUCCCUUAUGCCAGGACCGACCGCAAGGCCCAUUCACAUGGAACCGAAUUCGGCUAUCUCAGUUCGUGCGGUCGGUCAUUUUAUUCCCUCCAUACUUUUCCCGAACCCCUGGUCUGAUCUGGGUGAUUUUUGGAUAUGUUGUUCACCCAGAUCAGGGGUAUCCGGGGAUGUAGGAUUUAAAGAGGUACCCCUACGUUUAGAGGUACAUCCAGAAACGGGGGGAAUUGGUGUGCUGGAUAAGGGGAUUAUGAUGCUGGCUGAGGGGAGGAGAUGUGUGGGAGGUUACCAGGACAGGAUUGGCUACUGUAAUAAUUACUGUAAGUCCCUCCCUUGCAUGGGAGCAUGCUUUAUAAGGAGACUGUGAUUAAAGGCUUGUCAGUUAUGCUCCUGAAACUGUGUGUCGUCCAGUUAUUGGGAUUGCUGUUGGGAUAUUGCUGUAUUUUACCUGCUGGAAACCCUGCCUUUGGAUGUACUAUUUACUUGUUCCUGAGUCUCACUUGGAUUAUAAGCGGAGAUAACCUGGGUAAUAUUGCAUCUCCGCUACAGUUACCAUACUUAUUCAAUGGAAGACAUAAAAUAUAAAAAGUAAAAAGCAUAUAUGGUGAAGUAUUUAAUGGCACAGUAGGAUGAUAAAAUAACAAUAUGUACACAAAGAUGAUGGCACAAAGAGACUUAUAUCAAUUUGUGCAAACGAGCUUUUCAAAACCCCUCCUGGGUUAAGUCCCCUUUAAAUACAGAUCCGGUAUCGAUGCCUUCUGAUGGUAAAUGUUUUCCUUCCAAAUAUGUAUAAGAGGAUGAACCAGGCAACAACGGAUGAAUAAGUGUAGAAUCUCUGGGGUGACACUGGCAAGCCUCUCCGCUCAACGCGUUUUGUCCCGAGGACUUUCUCAAGAGCUGUAAGUCCUCAUGGAGGGUUUAAAGAUCCAUUUUACAGCACUACGGAAUUUUCUGGCACUAUAUAAAUAAUAAAAUGAUAAUAAUAAUGAAGAGUGGUCAACAGUAUCAGACAGCAAAGAUGUCGAGGAGAGUAUUGACCAUUACAUUUAGCAGUGAUUGUCGUUAGUAAUUUGGUAUGGACGGUUUCAGUAGAAUGGAGGGAGCGGAAGCAGAUUAAAGAUGGUCAAGAAGAGAGUUAGUAUUGACAAAGUGAGUUAGACUGGUCAAUACAACCUGAUCAAGAAGCUUAGAAGUGAAUAUUAGUCCUGAUAUGGGACGGUAAUUAGAAGGAGAGGUAGGGUCAAGGGAUGUCUUUUUUAGGAUGGUAUUAAAAAUUGCAUGUUUGAGGCAAGAAAGGAAGUUAUCAGAAGACAAAGAUAAGUUGAAAAUAUGCAUUAAAGGGACAUUAUAGUCACCAAAACAAUUACAGCCUACAGCCUGGUGUCUAUAGUCUGUCCCUGCAGGCUUUCUGAUGUAAGCACUGCCUUGUCAGAGAAAAAGCACUGUUUACAUUGCUCCCUAGGGACACCUCCAGUAGCAGUCAUUCAGAUGGCAACUAGAGGUGCUUCUUGGGUGAGUACUGCACAUCAGAAUCUCCACGCUCUGCAUGGUGAUGCUAAACUUUCCCUGUAGAGAUGCACUGAUUCAAAGCAUCUCUAUAAGGAGAUCCUGAUUGGCCAACAUGGCAUUUGGCUCCACCCGCCUCUUUGACUGAGCUCUUCAGAAUUGAUGAUCUAUGUCAAUCCAAUGCUUUCCCAUGGAGACAGAGAGAAAGAAGUUAAAAGUGGAAGAAGGUACAGAAUGGAAGCAGAGUAUUGGAAGGAAGGCAAAAAGAUGGGAGAUUGCAUUCCUAAUUUGAUUGAUCGUCUCUGUAAAGUGACAUGUUAGCUGUGAGGUUAGUUAAUGUUAGGGUUGCAGUGGGGCAAAGAAGGUGGGGGAAAGAGGAAUUUGGGAUCACUAGAGUAGGUUGAGAUAAGAAAGGUAAAUUACUCUUGCUUUGCAAGGGAGAGGGCAGAAGUACAGGACAAUAGCAUGGAUUUGUAAUGUAGAAAGUGUGGUAUGAGGCUUUCUUUGGAUUAGGAAACACAUCAGCUGCUAAAAAAAAAAAAAUUAAAGGCCAGAGAAAGAAGGUAGAAAUGGAACUUGAAUGUAUGUUUAGAACUUUCGGUUUUAGAGGAGGGGGGGAGGAGGUAUUAAGAAUGAGAACAUUGGAUAAGCAACUUUACAAAGACUGGGGAAGGAGGUGUUAGGUAGUGUAGCACUCUGUUAGUGAAGCAGGAAUAGUUGAGAAUGAAAGAUGGUGAGUAAUCAAUGAGGGAGAUUAUAAGACUGGUGUCUGCAGAGAGCAAAUGAUGACCAUAAUUAUGUAAUUAGUCAAUAUAUAAAAAAAAUUAAUUGGGGUGCGUGGGAGAGAAGAGAGUGUGUUGUUACAAGGCAUGUGUGCAAGAGACUAAGACUGUAAAAGAGAUUAUAAAAUUAAUUAGAUGCUAUUUGGGGAGGGGCAAGCACUGGGAAUUAAUGGUCCAUAGAGUUGACAAGGAAAAGUUAUAGGCAUGCUGACACAAAUACUAGGGGUGCAAUAUUCUAUCUGAAAGCAUACAACAUAGAAUUCUAGUACAAAAAUGUAAAACAGAAGAAAUAGUAAUUUAAUAUCCAAAUCUUUACCUCUUACAAACAUUAAAACGGCUUACUCUUUAGGUUUUCCGUUAGUGCAACACUGACAUCUACUGGAAAAAAAUGAAAUCAACACGUAGAAAUAACAUUCUCUCAAUGAUCACUUUAUUAGGCACGUAUUUCUAAUAAUGGGCAUGGACUUCAAGAAACAUGCUUUAGAGAUUCUGGCCCAUGUUGACAUUAUAGCAUAACCCAUUACAUUUGUUGACUGCACAUCACAUAAUGAAUUAUUAAUCUCUCAUUCCACUACAUGCAUUGGAGUGCUCAACCUAUUGUCUUUCUUAUAGAACCAAUCUGCGAAAUGUAUAUGUUGUGACCUGAUGUGUUGUCCUUUUGGAUGUAGCUAUUUAGAAUAUGCAGAGACUGUUGCCAUAAAGUGAUGUGCAUGGUAAACUAUGAUACUCAGACAGGCAGUAAAACUAAAAGAAUGCUUGUUUGGUAUUUGGUGCCUGAAGUGUGCCAAGAAAACAUUACCAUUACAUCACCACAAGAAUGAGUCUUUACAUCGUGAUUUAAAGUCCUACUGUCUAGUGAUUUAAAUUGUGCCUUAUUUUGAUUUGAUUCAAAUCAAAAUAUACCCUGCCUCAUCCCUCCAAUUCUACUUCCUCUAACAAAUACUUAUUUUUGGAGUAUAAUAUUUGUGAGGUCAGGCAUUGAUGUUGGACGUAAAGACCUGGCUCGCAAUCUCUGUUAGAAAAUGUCUGUUAGACAGCCACUGAGGGCAGACUCAGAGAUGCUAUGUAAACAUUGCAGUUUCUAUGCACUAAGUACAAUAGGGACAGUGCACCCAGACCAGUUCGAUUAGCUGAAGUGGUCUAGGUGCCUACAGUGUCCAUGUAAGAUUUUCCAACCCCAUACCAUUAUCCCUCCUCCACCAAACUUUACAGUUGGCACAAUGCAGUCAGGCAGGUAACGUUCUCCUGGCAUCCAUCAAACCCAGACUCACUCAUCAGACUGCCAAACCGAGAAACCUGCUUUGUCACGAUACAGAGGACUUUUUCAGUGCUCCAGAGUCCAGUGAUGGCGCACUUGGUGACGUGAGGCUUGCAUCCAGCAGUUUGGCCAUGGAAACCCAUUCCAUGAGGCUUCUGCUGCACAGUUUUUGUGCUGAUUUUAUGCUUAUGGAAGUUUGAAACUCUUUAGCUACGGAAUCAAAAGAGUGUUGGCGACUUUUAUGCUUCAUGCGCCUCAGCACUCUGUGCCCCCUCGUUGUAACUUUACAUGUUGAAGGAUAAAAUUUCAUGAAAUUACUUAUUACAAAGGUGGCAUCUUAUCACAGUACCACGCUUGAAUUAACUGAGCUCUUUAGAAUGAUCCUUUUUUUUCACAAGUGUUUGUAAAUGCACACUACAUGGCUAGGUAUGUUUGGCCAUGGAUCAAAUUAAAACACCUGAAUUCAAUAAUUAACCCCUUCAGGUCGUCCUUGUCGUCCUGGGGACUUACCUUGUUGCUGGCGAUCGUGAUGGGGUCUUGCCUGACAGCCCAGGUAGUUCCCACGUGGCUGAUCCGGCCCUCCUGGACCAUGUGAUCAAGAGGUUAAAGACAUUGAGUCUAGGAGAAGGUUAUCCAAAUAGUGGUAAAUCUAUAGUAACUUCAGACGAAGAUCUGCCACCAACGCCACCAAAACUUUUGUGAAUGUACGAGGAGCUGUGCUUAAGCCAAAAGGCAUUACCCUCAAUUGGAAAUGGUCUUCUGGAAUUGCAAGAACCUUUGACGAGCUGGUGAGAUUGGAAUUUGAACGCAUGCCUCCUUUAGGUCUAUGGAAGAAAAACAGUCUCAUUGAUGCACAACAGCAAUAAUGGAAAGAGAGGGAUUCCAUACAAAACAUUCGGAGAUGAAGGAGGCCUUCCAUCUCCUGAUGGCUUAGGGAUCAAAAAAAUUGGUCAAUAUAUUCCUCAAAAUCUUUUGUGGACAGGUAUCAAGGUCGGGUGAUAACCCAACACGCAGUAUGUAAACCCACAGAAAACCCAAGCACGUAUUACCGAACCUUAGAAUGGUCGGAUUUAACGUAGGUAGAAAAGAGUGGUCAAGGAACAGCCAAAAGUCAGGACACCAGAGAUCAGGAGAAUGAUACAAGAAUAGCCGGGUCAGGAUUUCAGAAAGGAGAAAGUCAAAAUACAAGCAGAGUCAGGGAACCAGAGAACAGAGAAGUCUAAAUCCAAGUCGUGUCAAAACCCAGAAAUAUCUAUAUAAACACCAGGAGUACAAACUUGCAAAAGGGCAACAGAAGGAACCACAAUAGGGCAAGGAACAAAGCAAAAGGUUCCCUUUUUUUAAGGGAGUCUUCUGCUUUAAGACCAGGCCCCCAAAACAUUCUGGGCCGGUAUUGAUGAUGUGGGACCGUGUCAAUGACGUUAUGAUGUGGGCGCGUAUGUGCCGCAUCAUCAAAAGAGGCGUGACUCCAGCAUCCGAUGUGGGACACGCUGAACAUGUUGUGAGAGGAGCCGGCCUCGGAUCCUGCACCACCUGGGUGUGAUGGAGAAAGGUAAGAGAUCGUGACAACAGGUACUCUUACAAUGAUCUUUGUGGCUAAAAGAGUGUUGAUCUCUCUGCAUGAGGUUAUUCUCUUUGAACUCUUUUUUUGGUGUUUUUGAACUGACAAAGUUAAUGUAAAGUAACAAAGUCUGUAGCCUUUUUGUAGAAUAGACAUAACCCACUUGUCUGUGUUUAUAUCUGCCCAGAUCCUCCAGAACAUGAGAAUCUUUCUGGGUCUAGGCAAAGGAACCUUCAGAAAGAUUUACCUUGUCCCUUAAAGGGCCCAGAAGGCUUCCUCCUCUGGGUGACUGAACCCCUUUCCAAUUAGUAGAUCUGUUAACUUCUCUCCCAAGCCUGUAAAAUCUAUAGUCCCAAAAGGAACCUCUCUCCCGAAAAGAACUCCUGUUAUUCCAGGCUUGAGGAUAACUAUAAUCUCUCCUAUCUUGUGACUAAAAAGCUUUUUUUUUUUCCCUAUGAAGACUUUUUAAUGGCAUCAUCAAGGGCCUUUUUGAAGGGAAGAUUUCCCUGAAAAGUGACAGGCUGCACCUGCAGCUACAUACUUUUUUGACAACUCUACUGUCCAUCGGGUCAAUAGUAUUGUCAAUAGGAGGGCAGUUUUUGUGCCUAAUCUCACAAUGGAAGUGCCAACCUUUGCGGCUGAAUCCCAAUUAAAGGAGUCUUCUUCCCCAAAGGGAUAUAACUUAGCUUGCCUUGAAUAGAUACUUUUGUCUCUGACUUUUUCCAUUCUGUAUGGAAAAGGUCUCUCAAAGCAUCAAGUACAGGAACAGUUUGUUUCUUUCUCUUAAAGGAACACUAUAGUCACCUAAAUUACUUUAGCUAAAUAAAGCAGUUUUAGUGUAUAGAUCAUUCCCCUGCAAUUUCACUGCUCAAUUCACUGUCAUUUAGGAGUUAAAUCACUUUGUUUCUGUUUAUGCAGCCCUAGCCACACCUAACCCUGGUGUGGUGUUUGGGGUACAUUGUGUGGGUGUUUGGGUUGCAGUGUGGUGUUUGGGAUGCAUGUGUGUGAGGAGUAGUGUGUGGUGCUUGGGGUGCAGUGUGGUGUUUGGGAAAUGUGGGGUAAAAAUAAAACAAAUAUAUAUGUGUUUUUUUAAAUUAUUAUUAGUUUAUGUCCCCCCUCCCUUCUUACCUUUGCCUGGGAGGGGGCCCUUGCUGCCAGCCCUGGUGGUCCAGUGGGGAGUGAUCUCCAUCCUCUAGUUCCUGGGGUAGAAUUCACUCUCACGAAAUCAGAGCAUUGACAUGCUAACUGCGGCAACACUUAGACCUCGCGAGAGGAACCCAGCUGAGCUGUAGGUUAGAGCUCCCCCCGGGUCCCCUCUCCCUCCCCGCAGGUGGCCUUAUUUCAAUACCUUUCGGCCAGUGGGGAGAUAAAUUAGGCCCAUGAAGGCACACAGCAGGGCUGGCGCUUGCAUAGCACUGGCUCUGCAUGGGCCGGCAGGGGAGAUACACUGAUCUCCCCUGCCGGCCUCAGCGCAUGUCCAUCGCAGCCCACCGGGCAUUUGCCCGGUAUGACUGAUGGCCAGUUUGGGCCAGUCCCAAAGUGUGCGCUGGUGCUUAAUUAGUGAAUGUACUUGUGGCGUGACAGCCGCUGUUCGUGGGUUUUGCCCUUCUUUAUUAUGUGUGCUGCUUAUAUAUUCGUGUGCCUGUUCGGGAGUGCUUCCACGAAGGGAAUCCAUUCGCCUCCUGUACGGGGACCACCCCAAUGAAUCACUUAGAAUGUCGAUUAGAAUGUUCACACUUGCAACAAGGUGUCAAACCGCAAGAGAAGCCAUCGGCGCGUGCCGCCCCUUGAUGGCCGCCAUUUCGUAUAGACGAACGCCAACCAGGGGGAGCAUUCGCAGAUUGUGUCUCAUCUCGUUUGGUUCCCGAAUGAGGACCUCCCCUGUACCCAUUGGAAUGUUCAUGCCAAUCAAUUAGAACGUUAACAACUGGCAACAUAAGUGUGAAACCGCAAGGGAAGUAAUUAAUGAGUGCUUCCCUGGGUGGUCAUAUAAACGAACACCACCAGGGGGAGCAUUCGAAACCCGAAAGGAGACGCUUCCCUUGCUGGGUUUCACACAGGGACCCCGCGAACGGAGACUGUUCGAGGCAGGUACUGUUAUGGGGGCCCUUGGGGUUGGUGUUGGCAUCCUCUGGGGACAAUAGCUGGUUUGGCGGACUUUCUGUAAAUGGGAGUCAAGGAGACGGGAAGCUUUCCUGCGUUGUGACUCCCAGGUACAGAGGGUCCUGGGAAGAAGUCCCCUUGUCACUGGAAGUGGCAGACCCUACAUUUGGGUGGCAGGAAGAGGGAAUAAAGGGGAUCCUGGGAAGAAGACCCUCUGUCACCAGAAGUGGGAAGCCUCGUGGUUGGGUGGCUGGAACAGGGGACAAAGAGAAUCGAGUUGCGUUUCCGCAAUAUGACCCCAGUGUCUCAGUGUCUUCCCAAGGUGGCUGUAUUCAGUUAACCAACAAGAUGGCUGCUGCUUCCUGAUUACCAGUACAUCGUCAUUCCAGCAUGCACUGGAAAAGGGGGAGGGGCAUAAUGCCACCUGGGAAAACUCUGAGACAGUGAGUCUGCCUAAACAUCACACACACUUAUUCAACUGUUAUAGUGGUUAUGGUCGUUGGCUGUAGUCAAACUGUUGUAGUAUGGUUUGACAACUUACCUGGGUCCCCAGGCUUUCACUAUGCAUCCAGUAUUCUCUGGAGAGUUACUCCUGGCAAGUGCAGGAUGGCGCUUAUUGGCUGAGAGUGCUCAGCUGAUGCUUUCAGUCAGUGUGUGUGGUUCUGCUUAACUCUGUAGAGGUAACUAGAGUCUUCUAACGGAGAAGACCAGCUGCAGGGGCUGCAACCACAGGCACCCAGCUGUAUCCAGGAAAGCUGUCAAACCUUACUUAAAUGGUUUCACUACUUAUUAUGGCAUGAUCACAGGGCACAGAGUGCUGUAGUAUCUGUGGAGUUUGGAGUGUUCCUUUAACCCCUUAAGGACACAUGAUAUGUGUGACAUGUCAUGAUUCCCUCUUAUUCCAGAAGUUUGGUCCUUAAGGGGUUAAAUUGGGUAAUAAGAGCCUCCUGACCCCACAUCUUGUAAACUAGCAACAAGCUAAAUGUAUAUUUCCUGGUUAGAUAACUAAACAAAUGUGUAUAUAAUGUAAUCAUUAGAAAUAGCUCAAGUGUGCAGUAGACAAUUCAAAUAAUAAUAUACAAAGUUUUUGUGUGUAGUUGUGAGCUUUUUCCAGUAUUUUCAUUAAAUUAGGUAUGCAUAGAAAAGACAAAUGGAUUACAAUUUUUAGGUCAAAAAAUUAAUUAGGAAACCAAGUCUCCAAGCUAUUUUUGGUUUGUUUGUUUUUUAGGCUAUUUUGGCCUGAAUUAUGCAAUCAUUUUAUGAACUAAGUUUAGAGAAUAAUUUUGUAAGUGUGGUAUUUUUUUGUUCUAUGGUUCUAAAAGUAUAGACUAGAAACCAAAGUAUAAAAGGGUUAAUCAAUGAGGUGAAGGAAUCCUGUUGUUGAAUUAUCCCCACCCUCCACACACAGGGGGUCUUGCUAGGACAGAUGUCCCUAAAGCUCCAGGGCAGUCACACAUUUUAACAGCAUAACCAGGCAUUCAAAGGAUUUAAACCGGACAACAGGAUAUAAACAGUACAACAGUACAUACAAGGUAUGUAAUGUUACUCUUAAACUCACGUUUGUUUUCUAUUUUAUUUUGGGGUGCAAUUUACAGAGAAAACAAGCCUAGUUCACUUUUGUAAUCUGUUUCAGGCAGUUUGUACAAUCUCAAAAAUCUGAAUCUUUUCUUGGACACUUUCUUCUGGUUUCUAAAUGCCGGGGAUGGGGCAUGGUGUUGCUGUAAUAAGAGUUAAGAAGGCAUACUGCCUGAGUCUCUUUUCAGUGAAUUAUUGCAAUAGGGAACAUAACUUGUUAAAGUGUUGUAGAUCUAGUUUUUAUUUUAUUUUAAAAGCGGUUAUACUAGCAAACUAAACAACCCCUGGUCAUACCACAUGUACAUUUACUGCGGUUAUUGGUAUAUAUUUAUUAAACUAUAGGGUUCAAUAGACAGUUACCUGGUUAUGUAAUUUUAACAAUAGAUUAACAAGUUCCGUGCAAAAUACUGGUGAAACUGGCAAUAUUUAAAAAAACAACACAUCGGCUAUUCUCUCAGCUCAGUUAUUUGUGUCCAAAUUUGCAUUUCCAUUGUCAGCUUUUUGGGAUUUGUAAAUAUGAAUUGCCAAAAGAGUGAGGGUAUUGGAUGAUUGAACUGGAACCACACACCGGGUUAUAGUGAACUGACGGAAUUCAAAGUGAAUUUCCAAGGGCAAAUGUCACUAUCCAGGAUUUUUAAUAUGUUUACUUAUUCCUAUAUUUAACAUGUGUUUGUGGGAUGUGAAAAAUAAAACCAGCAAAUGAGCAACUCCAUUUUAGUUCCUUGUUUAUGGAGUUGCUCACUUGUAUAUAUUCGUAACAAGUAGUCCUUGUAUUUAACAGUAAACAGAUAAAUCAUAUAGAGAAGAGGAAGAGAGAAGCAGUUUCUCGAUCUUCUCUUCAUUUGCAGUGCCCCCCUGGCUUUGCCUAAUCUGAUCUAAAUUAUGCUAUUUACUAUAUCUUUAAUAUAUGUUUAAACUGAUCAUCCUAUAAAAAAGGUUAAGUUGUAGCUAAACCUAGCUAAACUGGGGUAUUUUCUAAUUUGGCCUGAAAUUUGAAAUUCACUUUGAAUUCUUGACACUUCACACUUUUAAGUAAUAACCCUGACAAUCUUAAAAUAGUAGUCUUGUUUUGAAUCUCAGGAACAAGACCAGCCCUGUAAUGCAUAAUAUGUAGGAUUGUGUUACCCCUCCCUAAUCUUGCCCCUGUUCCCACAAACUUUCCCCUGACAGACAAGCUUAUCCAGUGCUGACACCCCUUAGUGGGUGUGAUUCCACUUAUCAAAUCCAAAGAUCAACAAAAAUGUGCUUGUUCCACCCCUCUCCCACUCAUUUCCCCGUGAACUGUCCAUUACCUUGUUACUUAAAAUUGUGCCAUGCUUCUACAGAAUGUGUUUGCAGUAUACAAGGAUAAUGAGCUAGAAUUGUGACAGAAAUAAAUGUUUUGCUUGUCAGCAAUGCACAAUUCACAAUGCUUUCCUAUGGACGCUGGCGUCUUCUCACUGUGAUUUUCAAUGAGACCGCCACUAGAGGCUGGGUUAACCCUAUUAUAAACAUAGCAAUUUCUCUGAAACUGCUAUGUUUAUAGACAAAAAGGGUUAAACCUAGCUGGACCUGGCACCCAGACCACUUCAUUAAGCUGAAGUGGUCUGGGUGCCUAUAGUGGUCCUUUAAGUGGAUCCAAAUGAAGCAGUAAAGGGUUUUCUUUUAUUAUGUAAAGGUUUUGAAACAUGCUUAAAUAUAUGGAAGCUAUAGGUUGUGGAAUGUUUAGGAAGGGGUGGGGAAAAAGAGAUCUUUCAAUCACCCAGGUAACUGCCUGUCUAAAUAAAUAGCAGCCAUCUGCUGAUAAGGAGGUAGGGAUUUGUCCCACACUAAAAUUCCACCCUCCCUUUAUUUACUGGUGACUGACAAAUAUUUUAGACCCUUGCCGUAAACCUUUUUAAGGGAAAAGUGUUGCUGAACUGAACAUUUUUCAACAAUAAACCCAUCUUCUGACUAAUCUGAUCACUCUUACAAUCCAUAAACUGCAGGAGUAUCUAAUUCUAGUCACAAUAUUUAUGUGUUAAAAAAUGUCUCAAGCAGUGGUGUACAUUUAGUUUUGUAUGUUAUUUAAAAUCUUUUUGACUAUUCUUUGGAAUGAAGCACAUUGUUUUGCUGAUUACAAAAAAGUGCUUGAUUCCAAUGAAUAUAAAAGACAAAUAGGUAAUGUAAAAUGGAUAUUGAUGGAUGUGCAGGACUUUGUACUGUGAGUCAGGAGGGUUGUACUGCAACCCUUUUGGUAAUGUUUUUGUGCAACAGGUUUAAAAUCUGCUUCAGAUUAACAAACCAUAUAUACUGAGUUUUAUGUGUGUGUGUGUGUAUAUAUGUGUGUGUGUGUGUGUGUGUGUGUGUGUGUGUGUGUGUGUAUAUAUAUAUAUAUAUAUAUAUUUUUUUUUUUUUUUUUUAUCAAUUAUUUAAAUAAGCACUGUCACUCCUAAUUAAAGGGGCACUAUAGUCACCAGAACAACUACAGUUUAAUGUAGUUGUUCUGGUGAGUAUAGCCUGUUUCUGCAGCCUUUUUGCUGUAAUCUCUGCCUUUUCUCUGAAUGCUCCCUAGGGACACCUCCAGUUACACUCCUUAGAUGACCACUAGAGGUGCUUCCUGUGGCAGUGCUGCACAGUGUGCAGCAUUGACGUUUAGUGUCUCCACCCUCUGCAUGGAGACCUGAACUUUCCCCAUAGUGAUACAUUGAUUCAGUGCAUCACUAUGAGGAGAUGCUGAUUGGCCAAGUCGGAAAAGCACUGGAUUGGUUGAGAUCAUCAUUCAAGGAGGCGGAUCGGGGACGAGGGCAUGACAUAAGGUAAGUUUUCUUACCUUUUUGAAGGGUGGGACAAGCCACCAAAAUGGUGGUUUUAACACUGUAGGGUCAGGAAUGCAUGUUUGUGUUCCUGACCUUUAUAUUGUUUCUUUAAAGCUUAUUGAAGUGGUCUGGGUGCAGUGUCCCAGGUCCCUUAACCCUGCAGUCGAAAUUAUUGCAAUAUUUAAUAAACUGCAAUUAUUACCUGUCAGGGUUAAAGGGACACUGUAGGCACCCAGACCACUUCACCUCAUUGAAGUGGUCUGGGUGCAAACUCCCAUCAACCUUAACUUUGAACAUGUAAUUAUUGCAGUUUUUAUAAAGUGCAAUAAUUAACUGCUAGGGUUAACUCCUGCUCUUCUGGCUGUCUACCAGACACUCACUAGAGGGACUUCCGGGCUUGAAGGCGACUUUUGGUCACCUAAAUAAUGCUGGACAUCCUCACGCUGUGCAUGAGGACUUCCAGCAUCACCCGAAUCCCCAUAGGAAAGCAUUGAUUAAUGCUUUCAUAUGGGGAAAUCCUAAGGCAAGCGCAGCCAUUAACACGCAUGCACAUUAGGUCUCCCACACCAUCAGCAGGGACAUCGGCGCUGGUCUCAGGUCAGUGACAGUAGGGGUUAUUAACCCCUUCUGCGCCACGUACGGGAGGUGGGGGGAGGGAGUUUGACAGAGGGGGAAGCUAUAGUGCCAGGAAAAAAAGUUUGUUUUCCUGGCACUAUAGUUUCCCUUUAACUUCACCUCUAGUGGCUGUCUACCAGACAGCCACUAGAGGGAAAUCCAGGUCACUAGGCAACUUCUGGGGGAAGUCCUAAGGUGAGCGCGGCAACUGCAAUACUGUCUGAUGGGUAGCUAGAGCAAGGAGUGCCUGUGUAGAAACAGGCUGGCUGUGCAUGCUGGCAAUUGUAUUUCAUACAUAUUUGCAGCACCAAGGUUGCUAACCAUGAAAGAUGGGUUACUGUGAGUUCUGAUCUCAGUUAUGGUACAAGCCUCAUUUAUAGAGAACUGAGAAGUGGCUGUUCAAUGAAAGUUAAUAAGAUUGCAUUUUUUUUUUCAAACUAGCUUGAAUAUAAACUUGAAGCAUUCCAUUCAGCCCAUUGUUAGCGUUUAUACAAAGCAUACAAUUUAUGACAAGAGUUUUGCAGAUUUUUUUCCUAGUUUGUGGCAAAAUUGGAAGCGCUUCAGACCAGGUUUUUUGCCUUCUUUUGGAUCAACAGCAACAACAUUUGUGAGGAAGGCUGAACUGGAUGGACGCAAGUCUCUUUUCAGCUAUGUAACUAUGUAUACUGUUUUUUGUUUCCUGUAUAAACUUUGUAUGAAAAAAAGCAUAAUAAAUGCUUGUAUUGUACAAUGUGUUAUAUGGUAUAUAGUGGAGAGAAUAAAACAAAGAAAGGUGUGUGUGUGUGUGUGUCAAUGUAUAUGUGUGUGUCAUUGUAUGUGUAUCUGUUUCCCCAGCGCCCCCACCUCCACCACGAUAUGGCCCUGGUGAUACUCCAACUGUUCCAAGCUUCAACUUUAAAAAUUCUAGUAAGCCUAUUUAAAUGAAUGCUCCAUACGCAUAAUGCAUGUCAUAUUUGUGACAUUUUAUAAAAGUUGAAAUUUCAAUAGAAAUUGUCACUUUUAUACCCGGGGCAGAAACACCUCACUAGCUGUCACUCUGACACUAUCAGUCACUCAAAAAGAAAGAAAGGUUUUCGUCUUCUGAUUUCAUUAGCUCCACAGAGCUAGCUUACAUGGCAGGCACGCUAAGCCUCUGAUUGGAGUAUUAUUCCCUGGCAAAGACUGAGAUUGUAUAGGGGAGGGCUGCAAACAGCGCAUUUGCAGCUUCUACAAGCAGUUUUUUGUUUUUUUUCAUAUCCCAUCAAGAAAACAUGCAGAAAAUAAAUAAAUACUUAACCCUAUGUACCCCCAAUUCAUAACUUUCAACAUGCAUACCCCAUAUCCAUACUCUUAAACCCCCUACCCAUAUUCCCAUUACAUUACAAUACCCUCUGUAUUACCUGUCAAUACCCAUUAGAACGCCAACACUACAUACAAAAACACCACUGCAUUCCAAAAGCAAUAGUAGAUACAAAUACACUGCUACAUGCACACACAUACUCUAUACAAAAACAAGCUUACAUUUAAACACACACAUAGUCCAUACAAAAACAUGCUUACAUUCAAACACACAAACACUGCUCACAAAUACAACCCCGCAAGGUUGGACAAAUAGUACAUUUCCAGCUGUCAUAUCAUUGUGGGAGAUGUACAACAGUUAAGGAUCUACCUUUUGGCCAUCCUUGUGUUAGAAGGGGGCCCCAAAAAAUGUAUUGCACCAGGGCACUCUCUACAUUAGUUCCACAACUGUGUUGAGACACGAUUCAUUGUGAAAUGUCAUACUAAUGCUUAAUAAAAAGGAUUUUUUUUUUUUUUUUUACAAAAAAUGUUUGUUUGUUUUUUCUCUGUUUAAUAUUCAGAUGAAUGGCUAUUAUCCAUUCACUAAAGCAUGAGCUAUUAAUUGAUGAGACAUCCAACACUUAUCAACCUACUCCUUGAAUGUAAUGAAUUGUGCUGAUGAUCUGCCACAGGAGCAGUCAGCAGUCAAAAGUAAAUUUUAAUAGAAAUUGUCACUUUGGAGGGAAGUGGAUUUCUAAUAACUUUCUAAGCAUUAUAUAUUAAUUGUGAUUUUUAAUUUUUUGGUCCUAAAUGCUGCCUUUUAGAUCAUUCUUGUGAAUAAUAUAGUAAUAAUAUAAUAGUGAAUCUAUAAAUGUUUAAUUAUACAUAAUAUUUACAACUCUGUCAAAACUAUUUAUUUUAUCCAUACCAGUCCCAUGCAGCCUUAUUAAAAUAAAAACACCUUUACUAAAGCUUAGUAUUUUAUGAUUACAGCCAAAAGACACAUUGUUUACAGACACUGAUUUCAGUUCAGUAAGGUAUUACAUUGCCACCCAUCUGAAAAAAUACAGAUAAGUGUGCUUGCUGGAUGUGGAGAUAUGUGUUCAGCUGAGCAAUUACAGAGGGCGAAAAUUGUCCUUUUCACAUCUUGCUAAAAGAAGCAACCCCCAACAACAGCUGUUAGGCUCAAUGUGUCAAUGUAUUCCUUUAAUUGAAUCCAAACAUACGCUACAACUUUGCCCAUCCCAUGUUAAGGGUUACUUCAAGCAUCAGAACCGCUACAGCCUGCUGUAGUGGUUAUAAUCCCAGGAUACCUUGUCUUGGUUCACCAGUAAUGUGGCAAACCUUUUAGUUUGUCCUCUUACCUUCGUACCCACCGAGUACUCUGAAGCUUCUUGUGGCUCCAGUGACAUGCUUCCUCCUUCUUCAGAGCUGCAGCAUCAGCUACAAUGAAUGGCCCACUGUGCAAAAAACAUUUUUGAAAAGAAUUGACAUUAGCCAACACGAAAUGCUAGGCACCGUGACUACUUCAAAUCACUGAAGUGGUCAUGGUGCUUGGAGUAACCUUUUAAAUUGUAAAUUGUGCCAGCCUAUGUCAGUUGCCAGAAUCUAUUGCAAACUGACAAUAUGCUAGCAUUUUACCGUACAAAGUCAGUAAACUACAUAUCCUUGAUUUUUCUAAAGCUGCAAUUGUGGGAAUAAUAGAAAUAUAUUUUUUUCCUUUGAAAUAGAUUUAUAUUUUUUUCUAGAAUAUUGCAGUGCAGUUGGUUUUUCCUGAGUAUUUUAAACUACAGUAUGCAAUUCCCUUGUCAGUUACGCUGCAUUCAUACAUUAGUAAAUGACCCCCUGUGGAUAUUUAACAUUCUCAUUUAAAGCACUAUCUAUUGUCCAGUGGGAAGUCAUUGAGACUCAAGAAGAUUGAGCACCUUGGCUAUAAACAUAUACUGUUUAGCAAGGCAGUGAUUCACUUAUCAAUGUGUUCCAUUGUACAUGAGUUUGCCUAUGAAAAUGUGAAUUAGCAAGGAUUGUCCUACCCACUUCCUCCUCCUCCCUCCCUCUUCUCAGGUAUAGACAGGUAACUGGCUUCUUCUCAUUCCUCACUGUGCUCCCUGCAUAUUUACCUGCAUAGCUCCUGCAUCUGGCUCGCUAACCACAUUUCAUCCAUACAGGUAGAGAUCAGAUGGAAGCAUGGACAGGCACUAUAUAUACACAUUCAGUAGAAAAGUCAUGCAUCUUUCAUUGUGCUAGAGAGAAAGUUAGACUCUUCACUGUUGGCAAGAAAGAUGCCCUGUGAUAUUCAUUUUAUAGUUAAUGUUCUCCUAGUCUAGACGGCAACAAAGUUUUUAGCUGUAGACCUUUAUAAAGGCUAUUUCACUGAAAUGUUGGGGCAAUUUUCUUGAUUAUUUCUCUCUUCUCGCCACUGCUUUUGUCUUUUAUUUUUUUGCGGUAUGUAUUUUGAUGUUGGUUACGAUUUCUUUAAUGUAUCAUUGUGAGCCUAAUACUAUAUAUAUUAUUGUUGUUUCUGUUUUUGCCUGCAUAAAUACAUGUGAUUUUUAUGUAUAUAUUGUUUGCUGGCUGCACAGAUUGUUAUUUUGAUAUCAUUGCCAUUGCAUUUAGUACUGUUUAGACAGAUCUUGUACAUUUGAUCUGGAAAAUAAAGUUUAUUUGCUCUUAAUGGUAGUGCUCCUGAUUGUAUGUUUUGGUGAAUUGGGAAAUAGGACCAUUGAGUGAGCACUCUGUUAAUGUAUUUGUUUGUGUGUGUAUAUGUAUAUAUGUGUGUGUGUGUAUGUGUGUGUAUAUAUGUGUGUGUGUGUGUGUGUAUAUAUAUAUAUAUAUAUAUAAUUAUAUUUAGAUUUAAUCUAUUAAGUGUGCUUACCUUUCUAAAUAAGAUUGAACAAAAAAUCAAGCAGCAAGAAAGGAAAUGAGUUAUAAUUACACAAAAGGUGAGGUGCAUUCCAGUCUAAGUGAAUAAUAUUUGCUAGGUCUAUCGAAAGUCUGUAAUCUUUGUAUGACAGGGGAGAAACUGGGUUUCUCAAGACAGUAAGGCGAUGAAGCUAAACUGUGAGCUAUACAUCAGGGAUUAGAUUUUUAUAUUUCAAGUCUUUUUUUUGUGUAAUUUGUUCAUCAUUUUAGUCCCUGUUGAUGCUUUUUUUGCAUUGUUGGCAACUUGAAAUAAAAACUGACCACAGAACCCUACAUGAAUUCUUGAAAUGGCCAAUAGAAAGAUGCUAAUUUUCAUAUAAAAGCUCAUUACCAGUUUGUUAGGUCUUAUAAAAUUAGCUUGAUUAAAUCACUUAUACUUAAGUAAUGAUGUAAAAGUUGGCAUUUUAGCAAAUAAGUAAUGGUACUGCAUUUAUUUUGAGACUCGGCACCGCACAUAGUGUGUAGGGCAUAUUUAUAUAUUUUAGUAUUCUUAGUAAACCACACAAUUCAUCACACAGGUUUUACACUAUGCCUUGUAUUCCUAACCAUCCUAUUUAAAAAAAAAAAAUAAAAAAAUAAAAAAAUAAUAGAUUUCAAACUCAAAAUUGUAGUAUACAUAUUUUUUAUUUUGUCAUUUUUAAGGAAAAUCUGCUCACCAUACAGUAUUGAAUCCUUUUCGUGUACUUUGAGCAACCUUCAAAAAACUUCAGAUCUGAAAUGCCUGUAAAUAUCUAUUUCUUACAUUCAAAUGUUUUUGUUUUCUUUAACUGCUGCUAAUGUUUAAAUAUUUGUUUUGAUGUAUUUAAUAAAUAACUGCAGAUAUAUUGCACUGUGCACCGCACAGAUAGAUCUGUAUGUAUACAUCCUGAUAAAACUCUCUGUUUUACACUCUAUUUACAAAAUGUGUAAAACUUCAGUCACGGUGACAGUACAUCUUUUCACUGUAUACAUGUCCUUAUGUAGUGGAUUUUAAAAGAUUGACCAAUUAGUGGUGUAAGGGAACUUAGGAACUUCUUUAAUUUUUGUAAUAUGUGUUAUAAUUAUAUUGACACACACCUUUUUCUUUUGUUACUUGGUAGGACAAAUAUUACCAAACUGAUGGUACCUAAUGUUACACAAAACUUAAAAACCUCACAACAUUUCAACAUUUCUGAUAACCACAUGAUAUGUGUGCUUUAUGAGAUGGGGAGAGUCAUACAGGAUCUGUCUCAGACUGGCUAUACUGAGUUACCGGUACAAGUGGGGAGCUAGACAUGUGAGGGGCAAAGGUUAUCACUUUAAAAGUGCAAUAAUUGUAUCCAUCAAUGAAUUACAUUUUUUGUUUCUCUUUAGGGCUAAUCAGAAAUAUUUGACUCUGGGGACUAUGGGAAAGAAAGAGGAAGCAAACGACUGUUCAGAUCAUUAUAUUAUCCAACCAAGUAAGUGGAAGGACAGUCAAUUGAUACAAUUAAAGGCUUUUUAAAUAAACCUAACCUUUUCUUAGGGCUUCCUGCUCUAAGAGCCUGUAAAUAUAAUCAGAAGGCCAAAAAAGAAAGAUUUGUUUAGUGUAAUCUUAUAAAUGUUAUGUGGUAUCAGAUCAGUAAUAAAACACAGGAAUUUUGAAAUAAGGUAACAGCGGGAGUCUUGAUAGAAUAAUCUAUUUUAUAGCUUGUCACAAACAUACAAUCUAAACCAUUUUUGUAGAAAACACUUCACAAAUUAAUCACAAGCUCAGGCAAGGGUCUUUGGCAGUGACAUGAGAGAAAACACAGUGCAUGCAUAAUUAGAGUGGUGCAAGUAAAUCAGCUGAGAAAAUACAAAUUUAUAAUAAAGUAGCUGACUGCAUUCCAGGAAGGAUGAUAAAGUGGAGCACUGCUGAUGGAAUUCAAGACUGUUUGGGGCAUGAAUAAGGUUACCCCACAGAACAAAAAAGCACACUUAUAUCAUAAUUGAUAUAUUAAAUGAACUAAUUAUUUCAAUCACAAUCUAUGUUUUUGUGUGAUUAUAGCUGUAUUAGUCCAGUGAUGCUAGUUACAUAGCUGAAAAGAUACUUGCGUACAUCAAGUUCAGCCUUCCUCACAUAUGUUUUUGUGUUUUUGCUGUUGAUCCAAAAGAAGGCAAAAAACUUAGUCUGAAGCGCUUCCAAUUGUGCAACAAACUAGGAAAAAAAUCCUCCUUGACCCCAAAAUAGCAAUUAGAUGUCUCCUUGGAUCAAGCAGCUAUUACCCCACUAAUUAGAAAUUAUAUCCCUGUAUGUUAUGCUUUUGCAAGUAUUUAUCCAAUUACAGUUCUAGAAUAAGAGAUGAAAUUUGUAUCUUGUAAUAUAUUUUCGGGGGUGAGGGGUCUAAUAUCAUUUUGGAAUGACAAACUUUUAGGAGAUCCUCCCUUUUUUUAAAGCUGAAGUAUUUCUGUGUUCUGUAAGCCUCCAACAUCUUUAUGAUCACUUGGAUUGUAUCAUUGCCUUCCAUGAGCUUUUUAUUUUCCUUACCUCCUCACUGUUCAUCAUUACUCUUUUAGCCACCUCUCUAACUGGAUUAUUUUCCCAACACUGCAGCACAAUUUUUGUGCUUUUAUUUUCCCAAUGAUCACAACUACUUCUCCCUCCCCCAACCCAUUAACAUCUCUGAAUAUUUUGCCUCAAGGCCUAUUCAGCAGCAGCCUGAAAAAACACAUCAUCCUGAUCUCAGAUUAUCAGCUGAGCUAUGCAGUUCUUGCACUGGAGUCAGCAUGUGUGACCUUUCACACUGCACUUUCUCCUGUUUGAAUAGGAGUUGGAGAUUGUAAAUCUCUCAUUGUGGGUGCACACUAGGAGCUGUGGGAUGCCUACAUGUCUACUGGAGGCAGUGCGGCUGUUCAUGCCGUUGCUCCUGACCUCCAUGUUUGUAAUUUUACUGAAAUAAUAAGCAGACAAAAAUGUAUUGUUGAUAGCACUAUACAUUGUUUGUUUUAUUCUCUGUAAAGUGACAAGUCAUUACAUAUGCACUUCAACUCUCAAAACUUUCCAUAGUAUCAAGCACAUUUAAGCUGCUUUCGAUGGGAAUGUCUUAUUCUUUGUAUUAUUAAUAAUAAUAAUAAUAAUAAUAAUAAUAAUAAUAAUAAUAUUAUUUUAUUUUAUAAAAUAUUUUACCAGGAUGGAUAGAUUGAGAUUUCUCUCGUUUUCAAGUAUGUCCUGGGUCCACAAAACAUUGCAUUGUUACAAUAGCCUACAAUAUUACAAAAAUACUAUAAUAUUAAUAUAUAUAUAUAUAUAUAUAUAUAUAUAUAUAUAUAUAUAUAAUAUUUUUAACCAUGACAGGUGCAUUCUCUGAGCUAUAUUGCCAUAGAUCUCUUAAAAGAUUUUGGAUUGAAUGAAGAUUUGACUGUGUCCCUGAGGUUAUUCCAUAAUUGCGGUGCUCUGUAGGAAAAGGAGGAUCGAGCCACUUUAUUUUUGUAUUGCAGUAUGCUAAAUAUCAUGCUAGUACUGGAUCGGAGGUUAUAGGAGGUGGAGCAUUCUACUCAGGUAUGGUGGGAACUUCCCAGAAAUGCUCUUAUGCACAAGGCUCGAAAGAUAGGGAAUGGGUCAGGAUUUCAGCGACAGCCAGUUUAGCUCUUUUAACAUGUCACAGUGGUGGGUAAAGUAAUAACAUUCUUGUACAAAGUGGCAGAAUGAAUUAUAUAACGUAUUAAGGUGGGUUUGCGGUGCGGGUGCAUACACUACACUCCCAUAAUCAAUGACCGGCAUUAGCAUUUGUAGCACUAUCUGUUUCCUUAUUGUAGGGCUUAGGCAGGAUUUGUUUCUUUCAAUGUGAAGGCCAAAUGAUAGAUUGGGGUCUAGCAACAUACCUAGAUAUUUAAAAGAGCAGACUGCUGUCAGUAUGCUAUUUGAAUUUGUUCUGAUACACAAUUGUUGAUUUUGUAGUUUACGUAAUUUAAGUACAGGUCCAAAGAUCAUUGUUAUGGUUUUGUCAGUGUUUAGGUAGAGUUUAUCCGCUAUCCACUUUUCUACCUCUGUGAAUUGUUUUUGGAGCACAGCCUCAAGCUGCGGUAGCUUGAGUUUAUGAGCGUAAUUUACAGUGUCGUCUGCAUACAUGGGUAUAGUUGAGGAUUUGCAGAUCAUUUAUAAAUAAUGUGAAUAGUAGGGCGCCGAGUAUGGAGCCUUGGGGAACACUACACGUGACUGGAAGAGGUAGGGCAGCGCUAUCAGAAAUGGCUACAUAUUGCAUUCGGUCUCAAACAUACGAUCAAAACCAGGUUAGCGGACGAUCACCAAUGCCUGUGUUUUUAAGUUUUUGCAAAAGAAUACCAUGGUUUACUGUGUCAAAGGCCUUGGCAAAAUCAAGAAAAAUAGCUCAAGUUAAGCCUUCUUGUUCCAUGCCAAUUUGGAUGUCAUUGCAAACCUUUAAGAGGGCAGUCAGAGUUGAGUGAUUUGGACUACAAUAUUGCAGUGUGCUAAGGUGCAUGGGCAGUAAACAUCAGUGACAUCAAUGAAGGAGUUUUCAUUCUUUUUCGCCAUACAUGAUACAUCUAAAUUGUGCAUGUGGCACACACAAAGUGGACAGACAUUUCUCUCUUCCUUUCUCUGGCUGUAGAAAGAGUCUAAGCCAUGGUGAGCGUGCAGUCAUUGACUCAGGAGAUUGAUGCAUACAACUUAGUUCACAAAACUGUGAAAUGUGUUGUGAAAAGGCGGAUAGCUGCUUAUUAAGAAUCGCUACACAGUCAAUGUAAUGAUAGUAAUUGGGACUUUGGGCUAAUCUGUUUCUCACAUACAGCUGCUGAACAGGGGUUUAUGGGACAGAAAAAAAAACAAAAUGACAAGCUCCUGUUUGGUGGAGCCUCUUUGCUUGUCUUUCACAGGUCUUUAAGCUGUAACUUUGAUGGUAUAUAUUUAUGUAAUCAUAUUAUUUAAUGCAUUGGCUGUGUAUUGCAUUAAAAAUGUGAUCAAUUCCCAAAUAUUGUGUCCCUAUAAAGUAUUCUUUCUCUCAGUUAGUAGAAAGACCACAUAGGAACAGAGCUAACAGUGAGGAGACCAGAGGCAUAUCUACUGAAGAUAGCGCCUAUGGCAAGCACUGAAAUUGUGCCCCUCAAGGCCCCUGUCAAAACAUCUUACACGCAUCUUUGACAUAACUUUGCCAUAAAAUCAGCUAAAAAAAUUCAAGCUGUAUGUAAUGUGUGCAUGGUAUGUGUUGGCUGUAUAUAAUGUGUGUGUGGUAGUGCAUGUUGCCCCCUCCUGCUUUCUGUAAGGAAGGGGGGCCAUGAUCCCUGGUGGUUCAAUGGAGGGGUCAUACUCCCUUGUCAUCCAGCAGGAGUUAGCUUUGCGGGGUUGUCCAAGAGUCCCUCAUGGUCCAGUAAGGGAGCACCACUGGCAGAUGCAGACCUCCGUAAUCACUCCUUCACAGUUCGGCACUCAGCGAUUUAGAGUGCACACUGGAAACAUUCGGCGGCUGCGGUCUGACUCACUAGAGAGCACCAGAUCCCAAAGAAGCCAUUACUGUAGUCUGUACCUGCCAGAGGUGCAAACCUCAUGCUGCCAGCUCUGAUCUCCCUCACCAAAGCAACCCUGCAACUUACCGGUAUCAGGGCUAAAAACUGAAACUAAUUACAUACCUGGUCCACUGCUCAGUGGCACCAGAGCCAUAUUAGGGUUGCCCAUGGCCGUAGGUAGGGUGCCAGAAUUGGGUUCCUUCCUGGAGUCCUGGGCUCUGUGAGUGUUUGUGUGUGUGUGAGGGUGUGUAUAGUGGCUGAGUGUUGUGUGUGGCGGAGGACAAGAGCUUACCACCUAAGCAAGAUACAUUCCCCGGUGGGCUCCCUGGUGGGCACCUAGAGCAGUUGUUGGCUUUCCAUUCUGUCAGUCUGUGAAGACAUCAGAGUGCAGGCUGGAAACGAGGGAGUGCGGCUUCACUCCCUUCAAGUGGCGCCUAGGGCAUAUGCUAUUCUACCAUACCUUGGAGGAGACAAAAAAAAAAAGUUAAUUAUGUUAACGUUGCUGCCCCUUUUUUUUUUUAAUCAAAAUGUCUUAAAUAUUUUAGAAAGUAUAUUGCAGUCAUAGACUGUAAAAAAAAAAAUAUGUAUUUCAUGGAGCGGGCUGUAACUUGCAAUCAUACUUGAGUAAUGUUCACAAUGAUUUACGGUUUUAUGUUGUCGUUACAUCUCGUUUUCUUUGCAAUAAAUGUGACUUGACAACUUUUUAUAGCAUCAAAGCAACACAUUCAGUUAGUAAAAUGAACAUAUUCUUUUCAAAUAGUUUUUAUUGAAAACAUUUUUUUGUAAGAUUACAACAAUUUUAUAAAAACAUUGUAAUAAGGGGAGGGGAGGGAAACUUGGAUGAAGGAAGGGGGGAUCCAUCCAAUGGAAUGAUUAAUUUAGUAAUAUAUAUAUAAGGCAUACAAUUCGAGUGACACAUUGCUACAAUAGGACAAAUUGUUACAGACUAUAGGCUUUUUUUUUUUUUUAAUUUCGUCUUCCCACAUAUCCCAAUCGUAUUUUAAUUGUGCAAAGAGGUGCGAGUUACUGCUAUGUGAUAGUUCGAGUGCUUUAUUUUCUAGGAUUAGGUUCAGUACUUCUCUGAGGGAUGGCAUAUCUUUAGAUUUCUAGUACCCAGUGCAAACAAGAGGUGGCAGCUAUCAAAAUGUGGCCUAUUAUUAUUUUGUUAAUUCUGAUGACCGACUCAGGGAAUUUCUUGAAUAAAGCAAACUCACAUGUGAAAGUACCAAUGUAUCUAUCUACCUUAAACAUUAGGUCAUAAAUCAUUUUACAGUAUUUGGUUAUUCUUGGGCAAUAUCACCCAGGGCCGUUUGGAGGCCUCAAGCAAAAUGAACAUGGAGGCCCAUCCAGCCCCUCCACCCUCCGCACGAACGCAAAGCCUACAGGAACCACCGCAUAGCCAUACAGUUUACGUUCACCCACACUUUAUAUAAAUAAAAAAUGUUUGCAGUGCAAAUACUGCUGUUGCAUAUACUGUGCAUAAAUAAAAAAUGUUUACAGUGCAAAUACUGCUGUUGCAUAUAAUGUGCACAAUAACUAAAUCCAACAUACUUAAAACACACACUAACAGACACACACACACACUAACAGACACACACACUCCCUCACAUUAACACACUCACGUUUUUUUUUUAUUUAACCCCCCCCAGCCUCCUUACCUUUGGGAAUACUGGGGGACCGGGGGGGUUUCUCCCUCUCCCUGGGGUCUAGUGGGGCUGCUGGGCGGUCGGUCAGUGGGCGGUGCUGGCGAGGGAGCACUUUCCCCUGAGUGCACUGCUCAACUCCCUCGCGGGCCGCAGAGUGAUGCCAGGAGCUAGGCUAACAAGACAUUUGCCCUGGGCAUUUGGGGUGGCUUUUUUUUGCCGCCCCCUGGAAAGUGCCGCCCAAGGCAAAUGCCUUUUUUGCCUCGCGGCUAAUACGUCCCUGGUCAUUGUCUUGGGGGCCUCAAGCAAUUGCUUGGUUUGCUUGCCUUGUCGCAACGGGCCUGAUACCACCAUAUGUGAGCCAUAUUUCCCAAACCGCCACAAUCUCUCCAGCACCGGUCAGAAUACAUGUUGUUCAUAUUGUGAAGUCUGGACGGAGCUAAGUACCAUCGAUACAACAUUUUAAAAUGAUUUUCAAAAUGGUCAGAGCAAAAAGAUGGUCCCUUUUAAUGAUUUACAAAAACUAAACCAAUCCUCUAACUCAUAUUGGGUGCCCAGCUCCGUCUCCCAAGAUAGCAUGUGCUUAAGUUUAACAGUGAACAUAUUCUGUAGACUGAUUGAAUAUGUUAAAGGACCGAGUUGACUUUUCCUGUUUGCAACGUCAGAGUACAUGCUAAUAUUUUAUUAGUAUCAAGAUUAGUUGAUUUUGAAAGUACCCUUGUAUGCUUGAUUUUCAGAGAAAAGCACCUCUCAAUACUUUUAAUGACAAAACUGCAUUAAUAUUAAUGCUACAGUAGACCUGUGUAAACCAUCAAUAUACAAUCCAUCCUCUUAAAAUAAAUAUUACUCUCUGUUUUAUUUCUAUAAGGCAUAUUGCCUGUGCUUUCAGACAAAUAAGGACUAAAUUUGUGGAAACAUUAAACCUACUCCUAGAGAAAUUAUUGAAUUAUAUAGUUUUUUUUAUAAAAUAAUGUGUGUGUAUAUAUUUAUAUACUUUUCUAUACAGUAUAUGUGUACCCUGGAACAUGUCAUUAUUUCCCUGGUGGAUUCAACAUCUCAUACAGAGAAAGCAAUGAAAAAUCCUUAAUUUAUACAUAAAACCAAAGUAUUUAUGUUUUGAGAAUACUGAUUGAUCAUCAUUAGUAAAAACUUGCAAAGGAAAAAAAUAGGUUUACUUGCUAAACAGAAAUGUUUUGUGAACUUAAAUCAGUAGUCCAAAAUUUAGACUGAUUUGAAUUCAAUUUCUCUGCAAUUCCAAUAUUUUACUGUAACAUAAAUUUGAUGCACCUGCACUUUAUUGUUAUUUAAACACAACUUGCACAAAAAAAUUCUUUACAACAAUCAUGGCCAGAUUAACACAGGGGCUGAUAGAGCUGCAGCUCCAGGCCCAUGUCCAUAGAAUAGGCCCAUUGAUAUAAAAAAAAAUUCACCCACUACUCUUAGGCAUAGGCGUGCGCACGGGGUGUGCCGGGUGUGCCUGGGCACACCCUAAUCCCGCGGCACGCCUAUGUAUUGAGACCGGCAGGGGAGAUCUCAGGAUCUCCCCUGUCGGCUCAUGCAGAGCCAGCGCUAUCUUGCCGGCAGCUCCGCCGGGUUCCUCUUGCGAGAUAUGAGCGUUGCCAUGGCAACGCUCAAAUCUCGCGAGAGUGAACUCUAGCCCCACAGGGGUUAGAGUUCACUCUCCACUGGACCACCAGGGAUCACAGCAGCAAGGAUCCCCUCCUCCACUGGACCACCAGGGAAGGAAGCAGCAGCACGAUCCCCCCUCCCUAAAAAAGGUAAGAAGGGAAGGGGGAUAGCAAGUAAUUUACCCCCACCUCCACCCCCACAAUCACCCACCCACACACAUACAGCACCCACAGACAUAUACAGCACCCACAGACAUACACAGCACCCACAGACAUACACAGCACCCACAGACAUACACAGCACCCACAGACAUACACAGCACCCACACACAUACACCGUACCCACAGACAUACACAGCACCCACAGACAUACACAGCACCCACAGACAUACACAGCACCCACAGACAUCCACAGCACCCACAGACAUCCACAGCACCCACAGACAUCCACAGCACCCACAGACAUCCACAGCACCCACACACAUACACAGCACCCACACACAUACACAGCACCCACACACACAGCACACAAACAGCACCCUCACACACACACAGCACACUAACAAACACACACAGCACACUAACAAACACACACACACAGCACACUACCAGUACCCUCACACACAAACAGCACCCUCACAAGCGCACACACAAACAGCACCCUCACACACAGUACAUUAACAGCAUGCUCACAAGCACGCACACACAAACACCCUCACCCACAUAUUACACUACCAGCAUCGUCACACACACAUCACACUAACAGCACCCUCACACAGCACACACACACACACACACACAGCAGUGUGUGUAUGUGUGUAUAUAUGUGUAUGUAUAUACAUACAUAUUUAUAUGCGGCUUGUGCUUUAGGGUGCACACCCUAAUGCAAUAGGCUGCGCACGCCUAUGCUCUUAGGGUUGCCACCUGGCCGGUAUUUAUCUAAGGCAGCCUGACCGGUGCUGAUAUUGCAGUAAUACCGGCAAUACAAAUUCCCGGUAUUUUUCUUAGUAUAAACAGAGGUUACUCUACAAUACCAGCACCGGCCAGUAGGGGUCGAUGUGUCUGUGGAGUGAGGCAGGGAUAGGAAGUUACAGCAUAUACCUGCAUCUCUUUACUCCCUGAUCUGCGGAGAGCAGCUACAUAGCACAGAGAGUCCAGACAGCAGCUCCCAGCCUGCAGAGACAGCCUACAGCUCAGGGAAGUGAGGGAUGGGGUAAAGGCUGCAGGUAGACAUGGGGAUACUGAGAAACUAGGGGACACUGUGAGAUAUGGUGACACAGGGAGACCUCUGGGGAUGCUGAGACACUUGGGGACACAGACACACAUGGGGACACAGACACACAUGUGGACACUGAGACUAGGGGACUCUAGGAGACACUUGGGGACACUGGGAGACAUGAGGACACUGAGACACUAGGGGCACAAUGUCCCCAAGUGUCUCAGUGUCCCUAUGUCUCCCAGCCAGUGUCCCUGGUGUCUGUGUCCUUAGUGUCCCCAUUUCUCCCAGUGUCCACAUGUGUCUCAGUGUCCACAUGUGUGACAUGGGGACACAGACACUAGGGGACACUGGGCGACAUGGUGACACUGGAAGACAGAGAGACACUGGGAGCAAUCCAUCUUUACAGUAGUAGUUUUUUUGUGAUUUUACAGAAUUUUCUCUUAUGUUACUCCUUGUGAUUUACAUCAUGUGAUGUCACACAUGCAUAAUUAGUUAUGCAAAUUAGUAAGGCCUGUAUUUUUUUCCAAGAAAGGUGGCAACCCUAACUACUCUUCACAUACUCUUGCUUAAGUAUGGAAACUUAAGAGGGAUAUAUGGAACAAAACUUGUGUGGUAAUGCUAACUUUGGUCUCUCUAACACUAUGGCAUGUUCUUUCUUCUACACUCACUCCAUCCACCUUUUCACUGUCCCAGACUAUAUACUAGAAGCUUCUGCCUGCUAGUAAGAAGGUAAGGAGACAAGUGGACAUGUGAGUAGGACAAGGGGACAGUCCUUAGAAAAAGUCAUUCGAUGCAUUUAUGCCAAGCUCAGGAUUCUGUUGACCAGCAUGCAUUUAUGCCAGGCUAGCCUUCCAAUUCUUUGGGAAGACACGCGUCCCUUUCGGGAGUUCUGGUUACAUCAUCCGCGUCAGUGGGGCCACCCUUUUACACCGCCCAUUGACUUCCUGUUUCACUGGACACUGCUGUUAGGGGGUAUGGAUUUACUUGAAAUAUGAAAGCAUUAAUUUGAGAGAUUAGCCUAUUUUAAGAGCAUUUGAAAUUUCUUAUACUGCUUCCUAUGGGUUUCCCUCUGGCAACAUUUCCACCAGAUGGAUAACGCUUAAGAGGUAUGACUGUUUUAGUGUUUUUGGUCUAUAAGAUUCUGUACUUAGGCCCCUUAUAAUUGUCAACACCAGGCCCACUGUGCUCUUAAUCUGGCCCUGAACUGGAUGAACACUCACUACAAAUGCAAUCAAUUCUGGUUCUUAGUACAAAAUUUAUUUAAUUUUAAAAAGAAUUGUAAGCACACUUGAAAAAUGUGUAAUUUGGAUACAUAUUAAAGGGACACUCCAAGCAUUAUAAUCACACAUCCUUGUAGUGGGUAUGAUCUUAUUUUAUAUAAAAACAAUGCUCAUUUCAGCACCCAGUGGCCACCCAAUCUUCAUCUUCUGCAUUAUUAAGCUGUGACCAUUUUGUAAAAAGCACUGCAGCCAAGACUCGGUGGAUACAAGAUCCAUUCACCAUGUUGUGUGAAUGCCAUGUACAAAACUAAAGAGAAUGCACAUCCCAAUUUUCCAAUCUCCAAAAUGGUCCGUGCCUUGUUUGCCCACAUGUACAGUUGGAAAUUCAGGUGCAUAGCCCCAAAACAGACCUGUGAACAAAUUGAUAACAGCCAAGGAAAACAACUAACGACUUAUUGAAAAGUUACAUCAAAUCUGAUGAGUGAAACUGUAAGUAGGGGCUAAACUGCAUGUCCCAAAAACACCUGGGCAAAGGCAGUGGCGUACACAUGACCCAUGGGGCCCCGGUGCGAAAAUGAUCCGUGGCCCCCCUCUCCUCCCCCCCCGCGCGUGCCGGGCCGCAACACAUGACGGUGGGCACCUGGUUGCAGAGGUUACAGGGCUGCGACCCCUGCGACCGCGGUAUGUACGCCAGUGCACACUUAAAGGACCACUCUAGGCACCAAGACCACUUCAGCUUAAUGAAGUGGUCUGGGUGCCAGGUCCAGCUAGGGUUAACCCAUUUUUUCAUAAACAUAGCAGUUUCAGAGAAAUUGCUGUGUUUCUGAAUGGGUUAAGCCUUCCCCUAUUUCCUCUAGUGGCUGUCUCAUUGACAGCCGCUAGAGGUGCUUGCGUGCUUCUCACUGUGAUUUUCACAGUGAGAGCACGCCAGCGUCCAUAGGAAAGCAUUAUGAAUGCUUUCCUAUGUGACCGGCUGAAUGCGCGCGCAGCUCUUGCCGCGCAUGCGCAUACAGCCGACGGGGAGGAGAAGAGGAGGAUCAGAGGAGGAGAGCUCUCCGCCCAGCGCUGGAAAAAGGUAAGUUUUAACCCCUUUCCCCCUUCCAGAGCCGGGCGGGAGGGGUCCCUGAGGGUGGGGGCACCCUCAGGGCACUAUAGUGCCAGGAAAACGAGUAUGUUUUCCUGGCACUAUAGUGGUCCUUUAAAGGACCACUACAGACACAGAUCACAUCAGCUCAAUGAAGUUGUCUGGGUGUCAGGUCCCUCUAGUUUUAACCCUGCAGCUGAAAACAUAGCAGUUUCAGAGAAACUGCUAUGUUUCACUGAGGGUUAAUCCAGCCUCUAGUGGCUGUCUCACUGACAGCCGCUAGAGGAGCACACUGAACGUCCAUAGGAAAGCAUUGAGUAAUGCUUUCCUAUGGGCGGUUUGAAUGCGUGCGCGGUCACAUUCGGAGCUGAGAGGCUGAGGGAUCCUCAGCGCCAAGGGAGUCCGGCGCUGGAGAAAGUUAAGUGCUGAAGACACACACACUUACAGACGCAUACACACUAGCUAACAGACACACACAUUUACUGACAGAGACACAGUCAGCGACAGACAUACAUACACACUCAAUUACAAAACAUACACUCACUAACAGACAUCAAACAGACUCACUAAGACACACACACAGUAACACACUCACUGACACUCACUAGCAGACACACACUAACACUCACACACACUGACACUCACACUAACACUCACUCUAACCCUCACACUAACACUCACACUCACACAUUUUUUUUUUUUUUUUAAUCCCCCCAGCCUCCUUACCUUUUGGAGUGCUGGGGGGGAUUCCCUGGGGUCCAGUGGUGCUGCUGGGCUCCUGGGCGGGUGGCCGGUCAGGCGGGCGCGCGAGGGAGCACUCAGUACUUCCUCUUCAGCUCCCUCGCGCGCCGCACUGAUGCCGGAGCCGGAAGAUGACGUCAUCUUCCGGCUCCGGUAUCCCUAUGCGGCGCGCGAGGGAGCUGAAGAGGAAGCACUGAGUGCUCCCUCGCGCGCCCGCCUGCCUGCCCGACCGGCCACCCGCCUGCCCGGUAUCAGCAGGGCCAGCCUCGGGGGGCCCUGGGGUGGUCGGCUCCUGGGCCCCUCAGGGGAAGAGGCUGGCCCUGUGCGUACAUACCGGGUCGCAGGGGCGGCUGGGCCCCCUGGUGGGCCGGGCCCGGUCGCAGCCGCGACCCUGGUAUGUACGCCAGUGGGCAAAGGUUUGUGGAAUAAGAAAAAAAAAAAAGAAAAAAAACAAGAUACUCUAGAUGGGUAGUAAUGAUAGGGAACUGGCAGUGUUGCAAGAAAUUAUUUUUACUUCUGAUACUGCAGUUUCCUUCUCCUUUUUUGUAUAAUCGUGCAAGUGCCAGAUUUUAAAAUCAAGUAGUUAUGUUCUACUUCUUUAUCUUUCCUGAAACAAUACAUUUUGUGCAUACACACCUCCUAUUGGCCCAUCUUGGCUUCCGAUCUCUUAUAUUUACCUAUCUGUUCUAAUGCGGUGUGGGUUUGCUAACUUUUCAUGCCACAGACGAAUGAUAGGUGUAAUUGAAGGAAGGGGAGCAUUGAGAUUGUUACUGCCUGCCUAUUGACUUUUUGCUAACAUCAAUGUCUUGAGAUUUCAUGGCCCUAUGCAGAUGUCUGCACAAGCUAUGCCACUUGAUGUAAGUCCUGCUAUGUCAGUCUAUCUGUGAAUCAGUGAUGUUCUUCUGCAGUAUGCCCUAGUCUUUUAUAAAACAUGCCAUUUGUAAUGCGGGAAAUGGUCACUCUCAAAAAUUUGCCAUGAAUGUUACCCUUCAUCCCUGUAUGAAUUUGUAAUGUAACAUUAAAUACCUACGUGUAUACCCUUUCUACAUAUGACUCUUGAUUAUAUGCUAGCUGGCUAUAAAAAAAACAAUAACAACAUAUAUUGUAUGUGCAUGUUUAUCUGUAUUCAUUUUAUCUAACAAUAAAUAAUUUGUGGGUGCCAUUUUGAUAUAUCUAAAAUUCAUAGAGGUUGUAAGGUAGUACUUGCUCAGUAGAUGGCAGUCAUUCUAUGCUAUUUUUUUUUUUUUUUUAGUGUUUUCAGGUUUUAAUAGACUUCAGGUCUUUUGAGUGAUUGUUUUUCAAAUAGUGCUGUUGUCUGUACACGUUUAGUUAUUUGAAAGGCAUGUCCAUUAGCAUCUCUGAAAUAAGUGCACGUUUCACGUAAAUGUUUGACCUCUUAUAACUUACUGCGGUUGUACAUUUUACAUAAUGAGAAAGUGAUUCUUAAAGGGUUAUAGUCUCGUUUUGAUUAGCAUUGCACUCCUACUAAGUUUUUGAAUGCUUCUAUAAUAUUUUAUCAGCGAUUACCUUUUAUAUGGAGCAUCAGAGGUUUUAAUCCCUUGUUUUUAACCCGAGAAUAUGUUUCAGAAUGCAUUAUAAAGACAUCUCUCAAUGCAAAUCUGAGGAGUCUGAUGAAAAUCCAUUCUCACCCAGUAACCUCUAUUUUUAAAUAAAACAUUCUGUGGUCUCUAACAUCACAUAACAUUUAUAAAGACUGGCUUUAAACUACUUCAGCUAAUUGAAGUAGUCUGGGUGCUGUGACCCGUUUGCACUUAGUGGUGCAAUAUAAAACAUUGCAGUUCCAGAGAACUGCAAUGUUUACAUUGCAGCUGUAAGUCUGUCCUCUGUGGUCCGUUAUCUGACGCUGGAUGUCCUCAUGGAUCUCCAGCAUCACUGGAAUCCGCAUAGGAAAGCCAUUGCCAUUGCCGCGCAUGCACUUUAGGUCUCCCCCCCCGUUGACGUCAGGAGGAGCGUGGGCAGAGCCUGACCCAGCGCAGAGGGACAUCGGCAGUGGAUUCAGGUAAGUGGCUGAAUGGGUUUUAGGGGGGCACUCCAAGAGCCUAUAGUGCCAGGAAAAUGGGUUUGUUUACCUGGCACUAUAGGAUCCCUUUAAGUGCAGCAAUUGUAAAUGUGCUCCUUUCACACUGUGCAACUAGUGUAUAGUUUCCAACACACUGUCUGGAUCCCUUCACAAAUAGCAAAGAUGGUUAAAGGAAACUGUUUUCUAAGGGUUACUCCGUCCAACCACCAUUACUACUUCAGUGAUUUGACGUUUUCAUGGUGGUAGGAGUCAGUAUGCGCAGUGUUUCUACUUGAAACACUGCACAUACAGACAUAUUGGUAAUUGUGUGCUGGGACUAGUUGCAAUCCCAGCAUAUGUGACAUUGACAACCCAGAACUCUGGUCCGAGCUGCUUAAUGUCAAUUUAGUGCAUAAAUUAUGUCUGUUGUCAAGACGCCCAGCACACUGGCAGCAGACAUGAAGAUCUUACCAAGCUAUCUCUCCUGUCCCACUUUCCCUUCCAUGUUGCACUCCCUCUCUCCAUGCAGCCUUGAUUAUUAAUUUUAUUUUUAUUUUUUAAACCCUUCCUCCUCCCUCACUCCGGCUCCCUUCCUCAUCGGCUUCUGUGAGAAGCCUGUGAUUGGUCCAUGCGUGUACCAAGUGUUGUCAGGAGGGGGGUGCGGAGAAGCAGCGCUGGGAGCUUUGUUUCGGCACUGUGUUCAAGGUGAGUAAAAUCUUUUUAUUUCAGGCUUUACUACAGAUUGAGAGGGGGACUUUCUCCACAUUGCCCAGUAGGGCAUAUUAUACCGGUUGAAGGAUUAUAGUAGCCCUUUAAAUGUCCGCUUCUACACAACCAAUUACCUUUAUAAAAUACAUUAUUUCUUUCUUUAGGUCAGGACUCCCUUUCUCCUGGAUGCAGGGAAUUGACUCAGGCAGUGCGUAUCCAGCAGCGCUCUCUGGAGCAGAAGAUGCAGAGCUGUCUGGAAGAGCUGCGCCUUCUAUGUUUGCGGGAGGCAGUAAGUUCAUCUUAUCCAGUCUAAAACACCAAUUAAAUGUAGUGCUUACAAAUACUAGAUCCUGUUCCAAGACAUUUUUUUUAUUAUUAUUAUUAUUAUUAUUAUAUUAUAUUAUAUAUUUAUAUAGCGCCAACUGAUUCCACAGCACUUUACAAUAUUAUGGAAGGGGUGGAAAUUUACAAUAAAUGACACAGAAACAGUAGGUAGAUGAGGGCCCUGCUCAAAUGAGCUUACAGUCUAGACAUGACUCUUUCUAUAUCAAUCAUUCUUCAUUUUCCUCCCUUCUUUUGCUUUAUCUCACUCAGUAUUCCUUAUUCUUUACCAUCUUUGUGUUCAUAUAUUAUGUGUAAAUAUGUCAACAUUUCCAUCUGUUACUCUUUGGGUUUUUUUCCCCCCCAACCUGUGUACCUGCAAAUCAUGCUCUGUCUUUCUUACAUAAAGACACUUAUUUUCUAUUUAUCUUCUCUAUCCAAGGAGCUUACAGGUGUCUUCCCUAAGGAUUACCCACUAAAAGCUGAUGAAACACCCCCCAAAGUCCGGCGAAGGGUUGGAGCUCUGUUUAAACUGGAUGAGCAAGCAAUUCAUUACAGGAAGGAGGCAAGUGAUGUUCUCUUUUUUUUAGUUAAUCGUCUAGAACACGGUUUCCCAAUUAAUUUUUCCUGUGGAACCCUUUGACAUGGUAUGUGCCGUAGAGUAGCACAGCACAGCGCAAACCUUUCAGUGAGCAGAGAAUAAUGUUCUCUUUUGUUGGCAUUUUCUUUUUAUAUCUGAUUCAAUUGUUGACAGUUAUAUUCACAUGUCUGCAGUUGCGUCAAACUUUGUUUUUGUUGCAGAUCUAAGUGAGAACCCAGUUUCACAUAAGUACGUUCUGGCGAAUACAAAUACAAAAAGAAAAGUCAUGCGCUCACUCCCAUCACUCCUGGGCGGCAGCAACAACUACAGUACACAUCAGCUAAUACAUAUAGGAGGGAGGAGGACCUAAUAACCCUAUGGUGCCAAGAAAAUAGGUUUGUUUUCCUGGCACUAUAGUGCUCCUUUAAGUGUUGGCAAAGAGUUCAAAUUAUUUUACUCAACAGAUGAGGUCCAAAACUGCAGUUUACGAGACAGUGAAAAUAUUUUAGCUCUUGCAUUAAAAAUAUUAGUGUUUUUUUUCCUUGAAGUGAUAAACAUACAUCUAAUUUUGUGAAUAUGUCUGCAAGAUAUGCUACUUUGGAUAACCACAAAAUGUUUGUUACUCGAUCAGAUAAUCCAAAUUUAUGAUCCUGGAAAUAUGCAAACAACUCUUGACGCAAUUCAAACAUUCUAACAAGGACUUUACCUCAUGAUCGCCAAUGGACUUCUGAAUGCAAAAGCAGUGCACAGUGGUGUCUACCCAUAUCUUCACAUAUAAUUUUAAAUAGUCGUGACUGUAAUGGUCGCCUUUUUAUAAAAUUAAUAAUCUGGACCGAUUUGUCUCGAACUAUUUUAAGUGAGAUUGAAAUAUUUUUAGCUACCAGUACAUGUCUGUGAAGAACACAGAGAGAACUGGUGCUGUUUUUUGCUACAUUUCUUAUUCGUGUCACAGCGCCUGCCACUUUCCCAACCAUUGCUUUGGCACCAUCACUACACACAUCUACACAUUUGUCCCAAUUUAUAUUGUGUGUGUGUGUGUGUGUGUGUUCAUGAACUUCUGGAAACAGUUAAAGAUGUUCUCACCAGUGGUAUGAGUUUUCAAAGUUUCACACAGAAGCAAGUCUUCUUGAGCCUGUCUGUCAAAAUUAUAUCUAACAAAAACCAACAAAAUUGAAAAUCCUGUAAAAUCUGUGGACUAGUCUAAUUGUAGUGAGUACCCUUCACAUUGAUGCAGUCGAGAAAUUCGUUCAGUAUGGAUGUCAUCAGAAAGAUCAUGAAUACAGAGCAAAACUGUGUUGUUUGACAGUGGCACAGCUUCCAUUUUCUUACUCAACUUCUCACUUAAAAUAGAUGACACUAUUUCUUUUGCACAUGGUUUUAUUAGUGAUUCCCCAAUUGUGUGUGCUUCUCCGGCAAGUGCAAUGCGGUAACACUCUGUAAGAAGCCUUUGUGGCUUUUGCAUUAGCAUUUUGAAUUUUUUUUUUGCUCAUAAAUUGUUUACUCUUCUGAUACUCCUUUAGCUUUUGCUUAAAAAAAGUCAAUGUCUUUAUCUUUGUACUCUGUUUGGCAAAUUUUUAUUGCAAAGUAAGCAUUGUGCUUCAGUACAAACUUAAUUUCUGGCACUUGUGAAUCCAAAUGACAAGUAGCUAUCCUCAUAUUUUCUUUUUUUUCUUUGACUUGUCAUUUGUGUCUGAUUUGAUGAACAGUAGAUUCUACUAUUUCGGUCAUGUUUUCUGGAUUUUAGUUGUAUCUGCUUUCUCAGUUUCUAUAAGUGCCGAACAGGUAGAAGUAGUAAUAGUUUUUAUCUAAAGAGUUCCCUGCUUUAACUGGCUUCCCAAAUUCAUGGUCGUUUAUUGAUUUAAAAAAAAAAACUUCGAAAAAAUACAGAUCUGAAAAAAAAAAAAAAGUACACUACCUGACUGAAAAGGAUGCUGAUUUUGAUAAAGCUCUUAGAAAGAUCUGAACUUAAGCAGGAUUUUUGUGUCAACUUGGAGCAAAAAGAUUUGAACACUGAAACAUAUCGCAGUAACUCACUGCAAACAAUGCUGUGUUUUACAAAGCUGUUAGAAAGAAUUUAAAGGACCACUAUAGUUCCAGGAAAGCAUACUCGUUUUCCUGGCACUAUAGUGCCCUGAGGGUGCCCCCACCCUCAGGGUCCCCCUCCCGCCUGGCUGUGGAAGGGGGAAAGGGGUAAAAACUUACCUUUUUCCAGCACUGGGCGGGGAGCUCUCCUCCUUCUCUCCUCCUCUUCUCCUCCCCGUCGGCUGAAUGCGCACGAGCGGCAAGUUCUGCGCGCGCAUUCUGCCGGUCGCACAAGAAAGCAUUCUCAAUGCUUUCCUAUGGACGCUGGCGUGCUCUCACUGUGAAAAUCACAGUGAGGAGCACGCAAGCGCCUCUAGUGGCUGUCAAUGAGACAGCCACUAGAGGAAAUAGGGGAAGGCUUAACCCAUUCAUAAACAUAGCAGUUUCUCUGAAACUGCUAUGUUUAUUAAAAAAUGGGUUAACCCUAGAAGGACCUGGCACCCAGACCACUUCAUUAAGCUAAAGUGGUCUGGGUGCCUAGAGUUGUCCUUUAAUGUAAAUGCCUCAGUCUUGGAGUAAAACGAACACUUUAAUACAGAUUUCACUACCUAACUGCACUGUUUUGCUAACAGUUUAGAUUUUUGUAGCAAAAGCAAUGGGUUUUUUUUGUGUGUAUAGGACUGAUAGAUAGAUAGAUAUAUAUAUAUAUAUAUCUCUAUCUAUCUUUUUUCCAGUUAACAGUUUUUUGCCCCUCACAGAGUCUUUUGAUGCCCCUCACAGAGCAUUUAAAUGCCCCUGACACAGCCUUUUAAUGUCUCUAAUAGAGAAUUUCAAUGCCCCUGACAGAGCCUUUCAAUGUCCCUACCUAACAGAGCUUUCUAUGUCCCUAACAAACAAUUUCAAUGACAAUAACAGAGCUUCAACUUUCAGGUCUACUCUCUAUCACUCCUCUACCAUGUUUGAUAGGAAGUGGCUGAUGGCUGGGCAGGCUCUCUGAAGGCAGGACUGGCUUGAUAUCGCACUACCGCGAUCUCUGCUGUUUCCGACCUUCCGGGUACAGCAGGUAGCGGCAGCCAUCUUGGAUGUGGUGAAUUGCUGCAGAACCCCAAUUUUGUUCUCGUGGAACCCUAGGGUUCCGUGGAACACCAAUUCGGAAACACUGGUCUAGAAUAAGUAGCCUGCAUCAGACUGUAGAAUGAAAGACCCAGAGGAAAUUUUGAUGUUCAGCAUUGCUGAGUUUAAAUUGAAGGAGCACUAAACUCCAAAUAGCAAAAUAGAACUUUUGUAUUUAAAGGAAAAAAAUUACACUUAAUAUAGCCUUGUGGUGCAUUAUUAUGUAAUGAAUAUAGAUAAGUUAAUAAUUAUUUCUAGAACACUAAGGUACUGCUUCCUAAAAAGAGGUCAUGUCUGCCUGGCAUGCAUGGCUGACAAACCCCCCUUAGGGUUACACAUGCACAGAGCACUUUUGAAGCACUCUGCCAUAAGCUCAAUUACAUUGGAUAAAAACACCUUUCUUACCUCAGACCCAGACCGCAUUUAUAAGAACUGCCACUCUUGAUGUCAUAACUUGUGAAUGUGCACGAGUUACUGAUUAAUAUAUUUAUGGUGAGAUAAGUGGUGCUUCUGACCAGAGGACUUAACAAUGGCUGCCCUGUAAUAUAAGGAGUGCUAUGCUAUGUUAAAGGAAAUAAGAGAACAUAAAAGGCUUUUAAUAUAACUAGCAUAACUUACAUAUUGCACGUAGCAUAUGCAUACCUCACAACAGUCCUGGUUUUAGCAUAUUUCCUACUUUUAUUUCAUCGUUAUACACAAAAAACAAAGUGUGCGCACAUUAUUAGACUUCCUUGCACUACACAGAGUCACCUAAGGUAAUUUAGCUUAUGGCAGAGUGCUUCAAAAGUGCUCUGUGCAUGUGUAACCCUGAGUGGGGUUUGUCAGCCAUGCAUGCCAGGCAGACAUGACUGCUUUUUAGGAAGCCUGCUUACUUUAAUGGUGGAUUUGUCCUUCAUUGUCACCUCGUCAUGGAAUGCUCCCCAUCCUACAUCCUUACAAUUUAAUGUUGAGAGGUAUGCAUAUGUUUGAUGUGCCUCUUUAAGACAAUUGUGCAUGUAAGACAGAAAGAAAAAGGAAAGGAAAAAAGAAAUAAAAUGUGUGUUGGUUUUGGUAAACUAAAAGCAACACUUAGGCCACCACAUCCUCAAAUGAGGUAGCUUUAUUCUAGUUUGUAUGUUUUAACUUAGAUUUUGCAAUAUAUUUGUACAUUAACCAAAGUUAAUGGUUUACAAAAUAAACUAUAAUUUGUUCUGCUAUCUACAGCACUAUCAUGUUGCUACUUUGAGAAACAGAAAGAUAAUUCUAGCUCCAUAAAGUGAGUCUGCUACAGCAAACACCCUUCAGACAACUACUAAACUACACAACAUGUCCUCUCUGGAGUACUUGGUAGUAGUGUUUUUAUGUUAGUUCCAUGUAAAACAGGUACAAUCAGUGGAAUCGUGAGACUCAGUCCGCCAUUAAACAUCCAAAUAAAUGUACUAUAUUGUAUACAAAUUGGCUACUUUUUAUGAAAAAAAAAAAGUAAAUAUUGACCACUUUUCAAUUAUUUUAGAAUACUGUGGCAAGGGUAGCUGAAGAUUCUCAACUGUAGCACUACACCUCUUAUGAUGCUAUGCCAGCCUUAAAGCUAGCAAAGUAUCAAGAACGAGCCAAAAAACUGAAAUGCAAACAGAAAAGGGAAACAUUAUUGUGAUCACAGGGAAAUCACAACAGAGGAAUGUGUCUGAGCAUGUGAGAAGUUUAUAUAGGUAUGAGUCCUUUAAAUAGACUUGCAUUAUACCUGAGUGCCCAAAACAUACAAGUUUGUAUCGGCCGGAAUGAUGCUGUAACAGUCAUGCCUGUAAAAAAUGCAGAUUGACAUCAUUGGGAAGGGGAUGCUGAACACAUUGAGCUACAUUAGAUUGUAUUUAAACCUAAAUAUGUGUAUAUUUUGAUGAUAGUAUACUUAAAAUCACUCGACAGGAACUCUUAAGUGUUCUGCAAUGAGUAAUGAAAGAGUACUUUUAGGUCUGGGUUGACCCAGAUGUUAGUAUUAUCCUUCUCCUGAGAACAGUAAGUAAACUUUGUUUAUCCCUGGGGUGUGUGACAUUCUACAAUAGCAUUCUUUGCUCCUACUUGUAUCAUUAUGAAUAAUAAUACUGGAGUGGAGUUUCUCUGGAAAAGAGUACGAGUUUCUUUUAUUUCUAGGGGAUUCUGGGUUUCUAGUACAUGUAUAUAGGAGCUCACCAAGUUUGUGAUUCAGCUCACGUAAUAAUUUGAGUGGGAUGCAUUUCCAGUUUCUAACUAUUAUAUUAAAAAAUAUACACUUAUUAAACCUGAAUACUUUUGUUUCUUAGUUUCUUAUAAACGUACUGUACUUUUGUUAAUUUCAGUUCUAUACUGUAGUUGCCGAUGUACCAAUAUUCUAGGCCGUAACACCAAUAAAAUAUAUUUAUGACCACUUGCUUGGUAUAUGUGUGAGCCAAUAAGUGUUGCUCUUCAAUUUAUUUCAAAUUUCUGUAAUUGUUCAAAAGAAUUACUCCUUCUAUCCCCAGGAUCCACUCAGCUCCUUGCAAACCGAUCUUGCUCUGCAGAGACAGAUUACUGAGGCAGCACGUCGUUUGUACAUGGAAGAGUCUCUGUCUAAACACGUUCGGCAUCAGAGAAAGGUAGCAUUAAAAGAGGCAGAACGGAAGCUUUCAUCUUUAGAAGACCGGCUAAACCAAGAACGCAGCAUUCGAUUAGAAGGUGAGAGAUUGAAAAAUUGGUGAUAUGGAAUUUAUGGACAGGUUUUAAUUGAAUAAAUACAUAUUUAUCCCCCUGCCACCUCUCUGUGGAGCAUGGAGACGCUGAAUAUAGAUGCUGCACACUGUGCAGCACUGACCCAGGAACCACCUCUAGUGGCCGUCUGAGUGACUGCCACUAGAGAUGUUACUAGGCAGCAAUAUAAACACUGUCUUUUCUCUGAAAAAGCAGUGAUUACAGUGCUAUGGCUGCUAGGACAUGCUAUAGAGACCUGAACCACUACAUUACGCUAUGGUGGUUCUGGUGACUAGUUUUCCUUUAAGGGAGGUAUUUUGGGAAUGUCAGAAAUAGUGGUGAUGGCAAAAAUAAGUGUCCGAAAGGAGAGUUUUAGACCAGUUUUAGAGAAUUUUAGACCAUUUAAACAAAUAGUGGGGAAAGUUGGAAUCUAAAUAAAGUGAAAGACUGUCAGAGUAAGACACAUAGGCAGCUUAGUUAUGUACUUAUGGUAAAGUAAAAUAUGAUUAUUCUGAUUAUCUAAUUAAAUAUUUAAAUAUUAGUUUAUUAAUCAAAUUAGCUGUUGUUUCAUAGCUCCAUUAAAAUUUAGCUGAUCUCUAUUAACCAGACCUAAUCAUUUGGUUUUUUUAUAUACAAUAUCGUGCAAGUAAUAAUUUGCUUGUUCGUAUUUAUAUAAGACAGAACAGUUAUUACUGCAGUUCUAACAGGCUAUUUCUUUUAAAAAAAUAAAAAUUGAACUAUUGCGUGCAUGCUGCUCAGAAUCAAAGGGAACGAUAAAGACUGCUGAGAGAUGUAAUGACAUUCAGAGGACAAGUGUGAAUAUAAGGGAAAACCAUAAAUAAUUUAAAUAAUUUAUUCUGAUUUUUUUUUCUUUCUGAUCUUCAUAUUUAGAUAGCAGUGUCUCUGAAUCCAGCUCCUUGUCGGAUGUCACAACUUUGGAAGAAGGUGAGUGGGGAAAAACUGUCUUUUUAAAUCUACACAUUUGCAGUCUUCCAGUGGGUCCAAAUGUCUGACAUUUGCUUGUUUUCAGCAGAUGAAACCCAUCGAGUGUCUUUCUCUGUACUUUCUUCUGUCACCCGACCCCUUCCACCACAGACACUGGAGGGACUUUGCCCUGCCUGGAUUGCAAGUGAAACUGAGAAAAACCCACUCCAGAAUAGUCCCUGGAGAGAAUCUAGUCUUGAUCUGCCAUAUGAAAAGCCAAACAGGAGUUUAAAUAAUUCUAGAAGCCACAGCAGGUGAUGUAUACAGAAAUUUUGUAAUUUGUUAAACAGUCAAAAAACAUAAAUACAUUCUACAAAACCAAAUAAUGUGGAUAUUCACCAUUUUAUAUAGUAUGGGGGCAGGAGUGCAUGAGAAAGACAAAAUAAAUGUCAUAGAGUCUGGAUAUCAAUGGGGAGGUAAAAAUUAAAGAGAGAAUUGAAUAUUCACACAAAUAGCCACCAGAUUGUGUAGACCCAGAAAGAAAAAAAAACAUAAAGACAAUAUAAUGCCAUCUACUGAAAUAUAGAAAAAAGGGGAAGUUCUGCAAGAACAUGGUGAACAGAAAGGAAGGGAUAUAGAAGAAGGCUUUAAUAAGUAGAACAAACAGGCAUCUUGAUUUACCUAGAAUGGUCUCCGUCAAUAUCUGAGAUUUAAAAAUGUGGAAUCUAGCCUUCCUUUAUGUGUGCUGCACAACACACAAUGUAAAUAUAACGUUUUGCAGAAAGCUGUAUAUUAAUAAAUUGCUAUUGAUUUAAGUUAUAUGUAAAAACACUGGACUAUUUUACACAUAUACAAACACCUGGCAUCGUAAAAAGUUAGGUAAUGUGUAAAGCUUUCUUGGGUUUAGAAUGGGGAAAGCAGAAAAUAGAAGUUAUCUGUAAGUAGAAAAAAGGCAAUUGAUGUAAAAAUGUAUGCCAUUUUGCACUAUAUUUGAACUACUGAUUAGUUUUCCAUUGUGAUGAGGGUUAACCUAAUUUGCCUAGGGCUUGUAAAUGGCAAUACGUGGGGAUUUUGAUGCAUACUGUAGAAGGCACAAAUUUUGUGCAAAAUUUGCUGCAGGACUCAAAACGUGAAGUAAAGGAGCACUCUAAGCAUAAUCACUUCAAUGUUCUUACACUUUUGUUAAACCUUUUCAAGUGUACCCUACUAUAACUUCUGUGACAGGGAAAAUAUUUGAAGGGCUAUUAAAGGAUAAUAUUCAGGAAUUCAUUGGGAAGAACUUUAUUAGCAAUAAUCAGCAUUGUUUUAUGAAACUAAGGUCAUGUCAAACUAACCUAAUUGCUUUCUACGAAGAAGUAAGUAGAAGUAUAGAUCAGGGUGUUGCAGUGGAUGUGAUCUACUUGGAUUUUGCCAAGGCAUUUGAUACGGUUGCUCACAAUAGGUUAGUCUUCAAACUAAAAAAAGAAUUGGUCUAGAUGAUUAUUCUUGUUCUUGGGUAGAACAUUGGCUUAAGGAUAGAGUACAACGAGUUGUCAUUAAUGGUAUAUUUUCAGGCUGGACAAAAGUGGUAAGGGUUCUGUUUUGGGACCACUUCUAUUUAACAUAUUUAUAAAUGAUCUUGAAAUAGGCAUUGAACGCCAUGUAUCAGUGUUUGCAGAUGACACAAAACUUUGUAAAGUACUAAAUGUGAGCAGGAUAUUGCUUUGCUGCAGAGGGAUUUGGAUAGAUUGGGGGAUUGGGCACUAAAAUGGCAGGUUAAAUUUAACGUAGAGAAAUGCAAGAAUGCACAAGCAACGUACACCCUAAAUGGUAGUGAAUUAGGGAUAACCAGACACGAGAAGGAUUUGGGAAUUGUUAUAGACAACAAAUUAGGCAGCAAUAUGCAAUCUCAAUCUGCAGUUGCUAAGGCCUUAAGGUUUUGUCAUGUAUAAAUAGGGGCAUAAAUUCUCGGGAUGAAAAUAUAAUUUUGCCUUUUUAUAAAUCGCUGGUAAGACCACACCUUCAAUAUGCUGUGCAGUUUUGGGCACCUGUUUUAAAUAAGGAUAUCAUGGCACUAGAAAAAGUGCAGAGACUAGCUACAAAAUUGAUAAAAGGAAUGGAGCAUUUUAGUUACGAAGAAAGGUUAAACAAUUUAAAUCUCUCUAGUUUGGAAACACUGCGCCUCAGAGGGGAUAUGAUAACAUUAUACAAAUAUAUUCAGGGCCAGUACAAACCUUUAUCUGGAAAUCUAUUCCUAAACAGGGCUAUACAUAGGACACCAGGUCACGUAUUUAGGCUGGAAGAAAGGAGAUUUCAUCUAAGGCAAAGAAAUGUUUGUUUUUUGUUGUUUUUUUUUCAGUAAGAGUAAUAAGGAUAUGGAAUUCUCUGGGUGGUUUUAUCAGAGUCCAUACAGAUGUUUAAACUGAAAUUGGAUAAAUACUUACAAAAACAUAACACACAGGGCUAUAAUUUCUAAUUAGUGGGGUAAUAGCUGCUUGAUCCAAGGAGACAUCUGACUGCUAUUUAGGGGUCAAGAAGGAAUUUUUUUUUUCUAGUUUGUUGCAAAAUUGGAAGCGCUACAGACUAGGUUUUUUGCCUUCUUUUGGAUCAACAGCAAAAACAUAUGUGAGGAAGGCUGAACUUGAUGGACGCAAGUCUCUUUUCAGCUAUGUAACUAUGUAACCUAGCACUCACAGCCACUCAUGGUAUAUAUAGUGUUGGCACACAAUGUGUGCUCAUGCUGUUCAAACAUUUGUUUAAGGGUAAUGAGGAAGUGAAAUUCAUCAUUACUAUGUUGGAUGAAGAAGGGUAAGAGAGUCCCCUUUUUUUUUUUUUUUUUUUGUAAAAGCGCUUGAGUGGUUUAACAAAACCUACACCUAUAUCCUGCUUGCACUUUAGCUGCUAUACUAAGUUUUUGUGGUAAUAGUGCUUAAGAGUGUCCUUCAUAGGUUUCUUGAUAUGAGGCAUGCAUUAUGUACCACCUUUUACACGACAUCUAAAGAACAUUCCAGGCAGCAUAACUAGAGCACUUUAUCAUGGUUAUGGUGCUAACUGUGCUCUAGCAUCCCUCCAUCCGAUUUUAUGAUGGUAUCACUGCUUACCAGAUGUCUUCUGGGCACUGCUCUCCACUUCCACUACUUCCCGUGGAAAUCCAGAUGCUCUCUAUCUGAGCAAAGCCCAGCGGUGCAGUUUUGCCAACUUAAAAUGGGGAGGAGCCAGGACACUCUUAUCACACUAAUGACUACAGCGCAAUGUAGCAGUUAUGGUACUUGACAUUUUUCUUUAAAGAAAUAUUAUUAGCACCAUUGUAGUGGAUUUGGUGAAAGGUAGUCUUUGGGUGCCCACCCCCCUAGUUUAUGACAUCAACCUGAGCGCUGCAGGCAUGUAAAGCCUGGCCCUCUGCUUUGUGCUUGCAUUAUGCAAUACUGAACUUCACAUUAUCAGAUCAAUUUUAGACCGCAAUAGUAGGCUUCAGGGGCUGGGGUGGGUUAACUACACUUAUUAGCCACACAAAGCUUACAUAUAUUUUUAUUUUACCAUAUAGUAGUCCUGCUGUUACCCCUUUACCGAGUCCCCAAGAAGUAACAUGUGACAAUCUAAAUGGCUCUCAAAAUAUGAACAAAAUUACAUUAACUAUACAAAGCAGCCCUGAAAACAACAUCAGGAAAGGUGUCUCCCAGUCUAUUAGGUAAGAACUUUUUUACAUAUAUCUAACAUUUAAAUUAAAAACCUGAAACAAAUUAACCUUACAUGAAUAAUUUUUAUUAUUACAGAGUCCAAGGCACCCAAGAAUUAUGUGAACCAAGAGGACGCAGCUUAUGUCGUCGGGCAACUAGCUUUAACACACAAUCUAAUUCUUUAUACUCUCUCUCCCUCUCGAACCCUAUGUACACCUCGUCUAACCCUGUGUACUCUGCCUCCUCUGAAACACUUUUUGAGUUACCCAAUGCACCACCUUCCUAUAAAUUAGCCUACUGCCCUGUUGCCUCUCCUGGAGAGUUGCUUAAAGUUGUCCACAUACCUUCUGGUAGGGAGCACUUUACUUUGGAGGAACCACCAAGGCCUGACAUUACUGAGGAACUGCGUUGCUGGCAAAUCAGGGCCAGUAUGAAGGGAGCCAAUGCUUUAAGGCCAAGGUCACUAGAUAGACAGGGGGCCAUAAGACUACGCAAUCACUCAUCCAUGAGCCAGCUCUCUCGUUCACAGACACAGAAAGUACAAGUAAGUUAUUGUAUAUCUUUAAAUUAUGUCCACAUACAGAUUUCUAUCUAAGUACAUUUUAUUAAAACCGUGUAUGUAUACAGCUGUGGAUAUAUACACUUGUGUGCUCUAAGUUCCUAAAUGCAGACAUUUUUUCCUCUUGUAUUACUUUCCAUUAGUGAGUAAAUGAUGUUAAAAAUAUAUAUAUAUUUUUUUUUUGUAAUAAUGGCAGGGGGGGUAGUAAUACAAGAUAGAAAUAUAAACAAUAGAGCCAGGUUAUCUAGAAGUGUGAGAAUAUUUAUGGGGUGAUAAAUAUUAAAAAUAAUAUUUUCAUAAAAAUUAUCAAAAAUGUAUUCAAUAAUUUUUAUUAUAUCAAAAUUUGAUAUCUUGGCACUGUUUCCCCGAUUGAUUAAUUAUUUAAAGCUGAUUAUUGCCCACUAUUUUAAUUCUCCUAGAUCCUAGAGUAAGUUUUCAUUAGAAGAUUUUAUUUCACACAUUAAUCACAAAUUAAUUAUAAAAAUAUAAUUUAUUGUGCCAAUAAUAAUGAAAAUAAUAUGUAACAUGCGUGACAAUCAGUGAAUAUUUAGGUAUAACAGUGGUUAAAUACAACAUAGACCGCUAAAAGCAACAGUUAUGCAUGCAGUUUCCAACAAGAUUUACGAUAGGACAAUACAUUUCGAAUUUAACUUAACAGAACACAGCAUUUCACAGCAGCACAGCGUAAAGCAGUAAAACUUUGGCUGACAGUCAGAUCACACUGAAUUAACUCUUUCACUGCUUGCUACAAUCUACAUAGGUAAGAUGUCCUAUUAUAUUGCAAUUUUACAACUACAAUAAUUCUCAUACAAAAUCAUUCACCAUUCCUAUGUCCAUCAAAUAAGAAUAAUUCUAACCAGAUUUUACAUCUGCAGAAUUUUAACUUUCCUAAUUAAGAUUCACUAUUUCUAGAUUACGUAAGCUAAUAUAUCUAGAUAAUUACCUGGUAUUUUAUUUUUAAAGUUAAAAGUAAUAUAGAGUUCAUUGGUCCACCUGCAGGAAUGGAAUUCCGAAUUCUAUAUAUUCUUAACGAAUCAUGACUCCUUAAUGUUUGGAAUCACCAGCUUUUAUCCAAGUAUAUUCUGCCUUUUAGUAAAAUUUAAAAUUUAAAUUAAAUAAAACCAGCAUAAAUACCAGUUAUGUUGUAGAUUUUCUAUCAGAUGUGUAGAUAUGUCCCAGGAAUUUUGAAUGCAAGUAUGAUGAAUAGAGAAUUGUAUGAAAAUAGAAGAGUUUUGAAGUUGUGUUAGUUGGAAAGAUACUAAGAAUUAGGUAUGUCCAGCUUUGGCUCCAGAUUUUAGCUGUUAGGUGUGAGUCCAUUCUCAGAGUGAGAGUGUUUAGAGAGUAUGAGUCUGAGUGUUUGAGAGUAUUUGAGAGUGGGAGUCUUGAGUCCAGUCCAAGAGUCCUCUCUCUCCUUUGUCCUUAAUUUUUAAAGCACUAGUUACCCUAUACGUCACUAGUUGAUAGGACCAAUAGGAAACUGUGGGUGUGUCUUCCCUACAGACUAUCAUCUAGAUUUUGGUCAGUAGAUGGUGCAAUUACAUCACCAAAAAAAUAUUGUCAGGGGGUCCAUUUACCUUUUUGUAUAAUGGGUUAACUGAAUUUCGUGAUACGUUUUACGUCAUUUUUGUUCUCUCUUGUGGCUACUAUACAUCACAGAAGCUGUCAUCUUCAAAGCGUUUGGUUCACUCUUACCCAGACAGAGCGUCUGCAUUUUCAGUCAUAAUUUUAGAAUUGGCACCUGUAGCCUUAGUUUCACCUUUUCUUACAAUGCCUUGUAUUUUAGAAUGUAAAAUUAAUUACUUAGUGUUAUCUGUCAUUUAGUGUCUGGUUUUCUUGUGUGAAACUGUAGUUAAGAUUACACAUAUUCCACUAACAUUAGUAAAUAACAUGACAUUUCUUCAUUGAUAUCAUAUCCAUGAAUAUUCUAUAUUAAUUUAGUACUAAUUAUAUAUGAUUAAUAUAAUAGUAAGUUAUAUGUGGAUAUAUAUGUGUGUGUGUGUGUGUGUAUAAAUAUAUAUAUAUAUAAUGUUUGUCUCUGGGUUGUAGCAUUCAACACCCCUUUUGCUGUUAGACAUCAUGCCUUAUCUCAGGUUUUAUCUCUAAUGUCUCUAAUUAGUCGCAUUCUUUACCUCAGACCUGAAUGAAUAGAGUUACAAAGAAACUUGUGUCUGUCUUAGCCUUGUAAUACAACAUGGAGUCACCUCUGUUCUGAUGGUGACUUACAGUAUACACUUUUAAUUUCUGUCUUAACACAAAAUUUCUGCCAGUAUAAAUAUACUGACAGUAGAAGCUAGAAGAACAGAUCCCAACAAAAACGCAGGUAAAAGAACCAAUAACCUCUAGUGUUUUAUCAUAUCACAGGAAAGAGAAAAAUUUAGAACUCCUCAAGCAGGCUAGCAGCCCAGGAUAUUAAGAAAAGAAGAAGAGUAGACAGUUAAGGAAGGGAAAGUGCAGCAAUUCCCAUCCGUGACAGCAACUAUUCUUGACCAUGCCCCUCUAACCAAGACCACUACAAAGAGGUUGAAGGCAAGGGCUUGAGGAACUUAUGCCUUCAUCCAGGGGCACUAUGUUUUUAGGAAGGAUCGGUGGUUUCAUGAAUGGUGGCCAACAGUUUUUACAUUUAGAUUACAUACCAAAGCCUAGCCUCGACUUGGAUGUGUGAGGUCAGAGCCACCUUUGCCUGACCAAGUCUUGGCCAGGCAGAGUCGCAAAGCCAAAGAUAUGCUUGUGUGCUGCAUGGUAACAGAAAGUAGUCCAGGCACUUAAGGUCUUCAUACAUCAGCAGAUUUAUUGGAAAAACAUGAGAUACAGCUGCAUCUGUCUUGUUUUUCCAAUAAAUCUGCUGAUGUAUCUGUCAUGUUUUCCAAUAGAUCUUCUGAUGUAUGAAGACCUUGAGUGCCUGGACUACUUUGCUGUUACUAUAUGGAUUACGGGUUUGUCAGCCCUAGGUACAGUGCACCGAGGUCUACAGGUGAUGAGUGUGGAUCCCUCCCUUUUUUUGCAAUCUGUGUGCUGUAUGGGUGAGAUUGGCUUCCUGUGCUCCCUAUUAGCAAGGCUUUCAAAGGUUUGGAGGAAGGGUCACAUUGUGACACCUAGACAAUUUAUCAAACAAAGCUUUGGGGCAGGACUAACAGAUUUUUAGGUAAGUACCUUCUUCCCUGCAGCCCUGAAAACAAUCAGAAGGCAUUCCUGGUAGAAUCUUGAGGGGGAUGUAUGGACCAUCACACUAGCAUUUUGUAGCAGAUUUUUUUUUAUUUAAAAUGUUAUACUUUAUUCAAAGUAGAUUGCACCAGUCUGCCCCCCUAAUUCCUCCUUCAAGUCUUGUUCCCAUGCUGAAAUGAAAGGUAGACUAUGGAAGGUCUAAGCAAUAAAAUGCGAUUACAGUGCAAAGAAGAAGCCCUAUUUUUUUUGUACCCUACAAUUAAUGUCAUAUGAAAUGAGUUCACCCAUGUGUAAUCAUUUUAAAGAAACAAACAUUUGUUGGAUAAUAUUUUUGGGAUCACCCAUGCUUGAUUUUUUUUUUUAUUUGUGUAUUUUGGGUUGGAACUGAAUGAUAUAUUCAGUGGCAGCUGAUGACGUUUGAAAUUGUGGGGCUCUACACUCUGAAAUUUGACUCAUACCCCUGACUUAUUGGACUCUGUCCAUUUAACCACAUGUACCUCUGACCUAAUGUGAUGUCAUGCCGUGUUCAUCAAUCUUGAGUGGGAUGUCUGUUUUAAUUGUGAUCUUGCUGUUUAGAAAAUUACAAUAAUAUAUGAAACAAGGGUGAAAACAGACACUAUAAGAUCCCAAUAUAUGCUCUUCAGAUUGACUUAGAUGUGUGGAUAAGCAGAUCUGCAUGAACAUUUUGGCAAGGACACACGAGUGUUUUGCUUGGUUCAACUUAGAACUUUUAGUGGGUGAGAAUCAUGCUUCCACUCCAGUUUGUCUCAAAAACAUCAAUUCCGAAACCAGGUAUAUAUCCUACCUCAUUAGAGAUUAUUACUAAAUUAUAAUUGCCUUCAGGUCUUCUCUAGUUUCCAAACUUAUUCAGUUCUUUGUUGUUGUCUCAUUCUUUUUUCACAUUUUACUGGGACUGGUUAUUUGGCUGGACACAGAAUCAGUCAACUGAACCUGAUGCAAAUCUAGCACCCAAUUCUUACUAAAAUGCAAUUUAAAAUUUUUGUUCUGUGGCUAUUCUGCUUGAAUGAAAUGUAGAUAUACUCCUCAGCUUUUAAAAGUAAUAGUGAUAUCAAAUAUAUUUAUGAUCUGUAAACAAUAUGUUGGCAAAUAUUCUGUAGAUUAUUGGUAAGUUUAUUUGUUUAAUCUGUUUGAUAUCCUGGACUACCAACCCCUAAAGGGACACCCAGUCGUUUUAACCCUACUACUGGAAACAUUGCUGUCCUGCAGGAAUGGCAUUUUUGCAUUGCAGGGUUAAAUUGCCGCUAGUGGCUGUCACACUACUUGUCACUGUCACAAGACUUGGCUAUUUUAAUCAGAUGGUCUCAGAGAAACCAUUUGAUUGGUGCAGCGUAAAAAUUUUCCACUCAUGCGCCCUAGCCUUCCAAUACUUUACUAUGCUGUCCAGCACUAUAUCAUUAGAAAUGUAUGUUUGUAUUCCUAACAAUAUAGUUUUAGUUGGAUGGGCUAAUGCAUUUGAUAAUGCGCUUCCACAUUAGCCGAGCAGCAGUGUAGAGACCAGACUGGGUUUUGUCAAACUGUUCAAAAGCAGUUUAACUUAAUCAAGGGUUAUGCACCUACCUUUGUACAGUAACUACUACAAUGAUCUAUAGUCAUAGUGCUUAGAGAACCCCUUCAAAUUGUCUCUUUGGAGAAUAUGAUAUUUCUCCUACUACUCCUGCUCAAUAUUUACUAUGUUCAUUUUCAAAAUGUCAGUCUGCUUUUGAAGCAAGUUUGCAUUCCCUUUGACAGGAGUCCACUUCUCUUUUUUGAUGUGAAAUCACAUCCUUUUUUGUUGCUUGACUAUACACUUUAAAAUGGUUUUCAUAUAGUUCAAUGAAGUCAUGUACAUUAGGUCCCAACUUGUUCCAUAUCCUUCAUAUUCAGUAUCUUACUCCUGUUUACUCUGCUUGUAUUUUGUAAUGUGUGAUGUCAAACCAUCCUGUACAGACAUGUUCAUGUUUUUUCUAUGAGGCUUGUGUAUAAUUCUAGGUUUUGUUCUUCCCCCUCCUUCAUCAGUCACACCUUAAAGGUUGUAUAUAUCUGCAUGUAUCAGUUAGUAUUUUUAUUUUAGGUCAUAAUUGAGAAAUAACAAGCCUCUAAUUGAGCCUAUUUUUAAUCAAACAGCUAUUUUCUUAUUUACUUCUAUUACCGUAGGGUGCAACAUGAUUACUCAAGAGGGAAAAACACACGCACCAUCAACUGUCACAGUAGUUGGCUUCUAUCCAACAAAAGAUGUACUUAAAGAGGGAACUCACUGAGUUUGAACAAAUGUGCUGUGGGGAAUCGCCCCUGCCAGUAUGAUAUCCCUACUGUAUGGAAUACUGAUUUAGUAUAGGUACACAUUACCACCCCUUUUAUGGUGGAAGGAGGCCCUGGGACAGUCAUUCAUGGAGGCAGAAUGGGACAAAAUAUAGCUUAGAAGCUCAAAAGAUGCUAAGACUCAAGGACUAUCCUAUAAGAUCCGGACACACUGGUAUUGUACAGGAGGGGGCGCAGAGAAAACUCCCCAUCCAUCCACAUCUGGUGGGACUGUUCAGGGAUCCAGGAUUUUUGGUUCAAAAUAUACAAAGUGGUGAAAAGUGGAGGGUCGAUAAUGCCUCUCCUUCUGGACUAGGCGAAAGCUUUGAUUCCAAGGUUUUAUAAACAACAAAUGUCACCACCUCUGCGUUGGUGGGUGGCUAGAUUUGAGGAGAUGAGACAGAUGGAUGUGUUUGGAGCCAACACUACUAGGAGGCAGGAGGCCUGUGGGAAAUUAUUUUUUUUGGCUAGAGUUCUCAUCUUCUCCAGACAUUCGGGCAUAUGGGAGUUAGGUGGAGGACGCGGAGUAUGCUGGGGGAGCCGAUCGGCCAAAGGGGAGGGUGUUUAUGUACUUUAUACUGAGCAUAUCCUGUAUAUUUCUUUUACCAUUUUCUACAUUUCACUUUUUACAUGUGCUUUCUCAAUGUUUCACCCCUCCACCCCCCUAAUUUUCUGUGUGAUUAUUUUCAAACAUUUAUUGAAUAUAAAUAACAGCACAGCAGAAUUAAGAAAGGAAGCAAAAAAAAAAAAAAAACUACCUCUAUAGAUGUAUUUAUCUCUGGUUUAGUAGUAUGUGUUUAAAUGUUAUGUAUUAUGUAUAUUUUCUCCAGCAAAUGUUAUGUAUAUAUUAUUCACUCUUAUCCUGUACUUCUAAAACAUUGUCUAAUUUUUUUUCCAUCAGGUAUCUCAUCGGCAUGUACUUAGGAGAACAGCAGAAGGGGCUCCUCUUCAGUGGUAUGAUCCAGAGGAGGCUCAAAUUAUCAGUCAGGUUUAGAGACUGCACAAAUAUGUGAAACUCCAAAGAGAUGUCUCUGCAGUAAAAUUGCCAGGUUCUUGUAUGAAAAACUAUUUUUCUGCUGGACAGAAGAAUUUUUUUUUACCUGCUUUUCUUGCAUUGCACAGCACUAUUGCAGACUCUUAGCAUAGCGGUAUGGAGUAACUGAAUGUUUGUUGAUGACUGCUAGCAAUUAACAAAUUUAAAAAAACUACUGGUGAAUAUUUGUGCUACAUUCAGUCAGAAGUGGUAUACAAUGUAUAAUGAUUGAAUAUUGCAAAUAAAUAUAAAUGGAGACCAAUAUACAUGACCUCACGUUUUAUGAAUUUGUAUCAGUUAUGUGAUAGUAAUGCAUAUAUUUGGAUGUUUUGCUAUCUCGAGAAUUAUUGGGUAAAAUCAUUACUACUUAUUAUCACUUAUGUAAAAAGUUAAUUUUAAUAGUAAUCUGUGUUGUCUGGUAAAUUACAGUCUGUAGGCAUAAGCACAAAGAGCAAAAAAAAAAAAAAACAAAUCUCCAUUUCAAUUAUUUCUAACUUGACUAUUUGGGCCUAAAUUUAGGAAUAUGGUCUUCAAUUCAUAAUGUUUCACUUACUAGUAUAUAAAGAUUUUCUAAUAAUACAAAUAAAAUUAAAUUGCAUACUUCUUAACAUUGGCAGGUAUGAUUUUGGGAGAGGGGUGAGUGAGCAGGUGUGUCAGUGACACAACUUGCAAAAGGGGUGGGUUUACCCACAAAAAAAGUGUCAGCCUGGUGUAAGUGCACACCAAGUUGAGUGACAGCCUCCUGGCAGGCCAUAGCCAGAGGCAGAUUAUGCACCUCCGCUAUUCUGGCUGGAACAAUUGGUGUUCCCAGAUAAGGGACACCAGGGAACAAUAUCAGGAUGGUGAGACAGAAUCCUGAAAGUGGUUCUGCCCCUCCUAAAUCAGGACUGUUGAAAGGCCUGAAAUUGGUUAAGUAAAAACACUUAUUUCAUGAUCUGUCAAUACUCAGUUUCUAUAGUUGGAAGUCAUCAAUUGGUUAACCUCCAGCUGAAGGAAAAAAGUGUGUAUAUAUAGGGUGAGAUAGAGGCAAAAAAUGGCUACAAAAUUCAAAGUAUAAACAAAGAAAAAUUGGACCUGUGCUGCAGAUACUCCACACUGAAGUCCCAACAGUGUAUAUACAACCAAAAAACAAACAAGAGUCCUGUGCAUCCAGUAGAGGAGUGCACACUCAGGUGCUACCACAAUUUAUUUGAGGACAAAGUUAAAGCCGCAAAUGUUUCGAGCAGCAGCCCUUUCUCAAUGCUAGCAAAUGCCUUCUCUAGUCAUAUAGUUUAUAUAAAUAACAAACACAAUUAAUAUAAAUUGCUAGCAUUGAGAAAGGGCUGUUGCUCGAAACAUUUGCUGCUUUAACUUUGUCCUCAAAUUGUGGUAGCACCUGGGUGUGCACACCUAUACUGGAUGCGCAGGACUCUUGUUUGGUUUUUUUGAAGGAAAGAAGUAGGAAGUACUUGAUCAACAUAAGAACCUAGUAGCCUCUUGAGCACACUGAUAGUUGUGUUCUUCAAUAAACAGAAUGUACUGAUUUUUGAAGACAUGGCAAUAUGUAUCCCUCUUCCUAAUACUACAAAUAUUAAUAUAUAAACAUAUACACAUUGGCAAAUAACUAACUUCCAUUCCUGCAGAUGUCUACCCCUGCUUCAUCCAAACCAACUGAUCAGAAUGAUCAAAUGCCUUGUCUAGUCAUACCGGUAUAGUUUAUAUAAAUAACAAACACAAUUAAUAUAAAUUGUUAAAUUGGCACUUUAUCUUCCCACUGUGUACAAAAAUGAAAUGUGGCUGGACCACCUCAGCAUAUUGCACUUUUUAUAAAUGUACCCCCAUUUCCUUGUAGAUUGUAAGCCCAUUUGAGCUAGACUUUCUCAAAUGUUGUUCCUCUGUCUGUUGGUUUUAAGUGGUAAUCUAUACGUUUGUCCAUUGUACAGUCCUGCAUAAUGUAUUGG